CGUAGAGUAGGAGAACGCGUGCGUAUCAAGUCCCGAGUCCCGGCACCGCGACAAAUAGCCCGCCAGUUUACACCCGUGUGUUGCGACGCGCGCCAAAAUAUUCCGAGUGUUUAAUUAUAAACCGUAAUCCCGCGGAACAUAAUAUUAUUACAGAAUUUUUCGACCGCUCCGUGAUCGCGAUUCGUGCAGAUCGAAAUCAUUUUUACAAAUUCGUUAUUUAUACCGAUUGUUGCCGAUAUUGUUUUUGUAUUUUUGUAUGUGAAUUUCGAUUGUUUUUUUUCCCCGACCAAUAUUCGUCCCGCGUGACAAGUGAAAAAGUAUAUCAUAGAAUAUAAUAUACUAUCAUCUCGUCUAUAUUCAAUAAAUUAGGUAUAUAAGUUUGUCUUUUGCAGUACACAAAUAAUAUUUACUAGAUAGGUGAGUCCGAUAUAUUAUCAUAAUUUUUUCAGAUACCUAUUAUACUAUAUUAUUUUAAGCGCAUUUUUUUUACCGCAUAAAUUAAGGUAUAAGCACCCAGUAAAAAAAUAUAAAAUACAUAACAUAGCGGUAAAAGUAAAAACUAAAUAAUUAUUGUGCCUAUACUACAUGGAUAUGAAUUAACUAUAAAGUAUUUUUAUAAUGAAUGAUAAUUGAUAUAUGGAUCAGUGAUAUAAAUGCUAUUCUAAAUAUAACCAAAUUGAUUUAUAAGGAUAAUUUAUUUAUAAUUGCAAUGCCUAUAGAAAUAAAACAUCCUUCACAAACCAAAAAAUAAUAACGAUAGCAGUGGAAUGAUGGAUUACAUACAUGCCUACCUAAAUAAUAUUAUGAGUAUUUGGAUUUAUUCAAAAACGAACGGCCAAUUUUAGGCGAAUUAGUGAUUUGGAUAUAGUUUUGAAUAUUUUCUUGAAUAAAAAAACGGGUACCAUAUAUAGGCGAUUCCGGAUUAAGGGGGGCCAGGGAGGAGCAGGGGGCCACAUCUUCCGGUCAUGUGGAAAUAAAGGGCCCGUUGUGACGUCAUGUAUACAUGUAAAAUGUUCAUUUGACAAUUUUCUAGUACUUAAACGUUAAAAAGUUCGGCCGCGGAAUGUAUUCAUUUUUAAAUAUUAAGCAUAAAAUAUAUUAUUAGGUAUUCUUUUUCAAACAAAUAUUUGGUACUUAAGUACUUCAUGAACAAUAUUUUUAAUUAAAAUUAAUAAUAAUUAUAUAAAUUAUUGUACAAAAGAUAAGCGAGUCAUCUAGGUAUAAUAUGAUCACAGUGUGGCGAGUAUUGAAGUCUUAUUUGUGCGCAUUUAUUAAAAACCGAAACAUUCACGAACAGUUAACUAAAACCUUUAAAACAUUUAGUUUUAAGGUUUUACACAUUAGUUUUUAUGUAGGUAGGUAAUUUAGGUAUGCAUAUUAGUAUUUAGGAAUAGGGUAAUAAUUUAUAGUUGGCAAUGAAGUGUACGAAUACUUAUUCCCAAUUAUUCGUUUUUGUGUUCUCCGUUCAUGUAAAAUAAUAAUAUCUAUUAUACAAUUUAUAGGUAGCGAUAUAAUUUACCUAUUUAUCACGGUUUUGUUGUACGUCUAUUUAUAUAAUGUGCACACGCAUAAACAUAAUAUUAUGAGUAAACAUAAAAAAAAAAAAUUCAAAUUGUAAUAGUUACGUAGACUUGAAACGGCGGACAACGCAUUGGUUCCGAACAAAAAAAAAAAACACCAAAAUUCCCGUGGGCAGUUUUCUGUAAUUUAUACGCGGCUCUGUACCGCGUAUUACCUACCACGCGGGCGUCAUCAGUCACACACGAAAAUAUCGGAUUCAAUUGUGCGCACCUCCGUACCUACUUAACUAUAUUUUUAGUACCUACCUACUAGCCUACCUAAUAAUAAUAAUAAUAAUAAUAAUAAUAAUAAUAAUACGUUAUCGGGAUGAAGUCAUUUGUUCGACGUCGAUUGCACCUAAUACCUGUAACACCGCUGUGCGCGGUACGGGCGUGCGGCGCGCUGCCUUAAUCGCCCACACGGUCGACACGGUCGUCGUUUGAUAUUACGAGUAUUAUUAUUAUUGUGUUGCAUUAUUAUAAUCGUCGAAAAAUUCGUUACUCUUAGGUGUAAAGAGGUGUCAUUUGGUCGGCGGCGGCGUAGGCAUAAUAUUUGUAUGCGUAUCGUCGUCACCCGAUCACUGUUGGUAUAGAAAUAAUGUGUAUGCGUCACAUAUUAUAGGUAUAAUUAUUGUUAUAGUAUUUGGCCCACUGCGAGCCGAUUAGUAUAAGGUGAUUAGGUGGGAACAGGUUGAUAUACGUACCUACAUAAAAUCCGCGUAUGGACGCUACAUAAUGUCAAAAAACACCCAAUAAAAUAGCACUUAAAAAUAUUAAAUAAAACGAAAAUAGUAAAAGGGUUUCUCCUCUAAAGGCUAUAACUUAUAAAACCAACCAACUUAUAAUUUUCUGACUUAUUUUUUUCCUUAUAAUAUGUAUCAUUUUAUUUUUUUAAAAAAAAAUUACUUUGUGUUAAUCAUUUUCGUCGUGUUAGACAAUUGUAUCUUGUAAGUAAGAGCCGUUAGAGGAGGAGUGGACUUUUAAACCCCCUCUAUCAUUUUUGCUUUUUUAAAUAUUUUUUUUCAAGAACCUUUUUGAUGUUUUCAUACACUUUUUAUGGAUUUUAAAUGCAUUUAAAUCCGUUCCUUAGUGUUUAAGAAAAUAUAUAAGUAAAAACCCAGAGGGGAAAAACUGUAUUAUAAAUACCUGCCACAUAAUAUAUAUAUAUAUAUAUAUAUAUAAGUAUAUUAAGCCAAAAAUGAAUAAUAUUUAAAAAAUGAGACAAAAUACCUAGUAUACAUUAUGUAUAUAAAAGUGAUAAACAAAAAUAGGUAUACGAUAUUAAAUUAUUAUAUUAUAUAUAAUACGCAUUAGGUACGUUUCAAAAAUAUAUAUUUUUCAAUAGGUCGCAUUUUCUUUAUAUUCAUAGUAUUCAUUUUCAGGGCAAGCAUAUCAGGCAAGGAUCUAGUGUUUAUUACAAUUUUUAAAUGCAAAUAUUUGUAUCUAUAUAGUGGUGUAUAGAUUAGGCCAAUAAAUAAUUAAAGUUUUGCGCCCCAUCUUCCAUGUCCUGAAACACAUUUUUUUUAUGUAAUUGGAAAAAAAGUAUAUAUAUAUAUAUAUGUAUAUAAACUUAUUUAAUUAUAAAUCAUGUUUUAAACAAUUUAUUUUAAGUAAUCAUAAAUCUGGCUCUGACCCUUUCGUAAAGGAUUCGCUUUUGGGCUGAAACUGUGCGUGUACUUUUAUGUAUGUAUAUUUGUUUGAAAUUGAACAUCUGAGCAUGCGACACGUAAAGAAAUUACAUUUUCCAUGCGAUAAUAAUUAGUCAUGAGAAUUAUGAUCAUUUUAGAAUAGUUCUGUGGCGUAAUAAAGUCAUUUUUUAAUGUUCAUAUGACUAUAUAAAAUAAGACUAUUUUUUUUUUUACUUAUAAUCCGAUAUUCUUGAUUUUUGCAGUAAUAAUAUAAUAUAUUAGUUGAUGGUCAUUCAAUUUUUCUCUGCAUAUAUAAAUGAAAUGUCUUCUUCAAUACUUUGAUACCAGAAACCAUUUCUAAAAUUGAUUAUUGGGGUAAAAUUUCUGAUAAAAAGAAAAAGAAAAAAAUACACGAUAUGCUAAGAAUCUAUUAAAAAAUAUAUUUGGCCCAAUGAGCUAAUGAAUUCGCAUGCAUUUCCCUCAAGGCCAAAAUCGAAAAAAGACCUAUCACUAUUCGUUCAGUUGUUUAUAAAUGUAUAUUUUUACAAUUAUUCAAUUACCAGCCGUUUAGUAUAAAUUGUGCGAACACGUUAGUUUUGAAUUCUUUAUUUUUUACGUCUAUAUAGUAUGAUUUAUAAUAAUCGACGUGAUUUUACUACAAAUUGUAUAUUUUAUCGUUUUUUCGGAUUUGUUUUUUGGCACUUCCUCUCAAAGCUUCCGGUUUUUGUAACUAUUUUGGCAUGUGUGUCAUGAGUACCUGUAUAUAAAAAAUAAUGUUAUUUCAUCGCAAUACAUUCAAAACAAAGCAUUUUGUUUUCUAUAAAAAUGUUAUGUUUUUUGUUAAAAAUUGUUUUCCAUUAAUACGAUUUUAAUCAUCGCUUAAUAAUAUUGAUAAACACUGUUGCGUUUAUAUUGAUGCAUCGUGCGUUCAUGCAUGAUGUCAACGCAUGCAUAGAGCCUUGUAUAUAAAUAGGUACUCCUACACUAUAUGUAGUGUGACUAAUUUUACUGAUUCGUUGUAAAAUAACUAAAUACUAUUUUAAUGAGUAAUAAUAUUUAUGUCGGUAAUAUUUGUAUAAAUUAUUCGAUAUUUUUAAGUUCAAAUAUUUACUUUAAGUAUUAUUCAAGUAAGUAGUAAGUACGUAUACCGUAGAUUAAAUAUACUAAAAAUGUAGGUAUGUAUGUAUGUAUGUAGGUAUAAUAUGCUUAUAUUUAAACUUAAAUAAUUUCAUAUUAAUUUUAUUAGAAAACAUAAUGCAUUUAUUUAUUGUUAAUAAUUUGAAUUAUAUUAUGUUGUACUUAACUGUGUGUUAACUUUAUAAACAGGAAUUUAGAAUUUUUUUAGUCAAGAGUCUAUUUAAAUAAUAUUUUUUAAUCACUUGUUUAUCUAUAUUCUGAAGUUUACCUAUUAUAAAAACAAUACCAGAUACCAAUUAUUAAACCUGUUUAAACUUUUUAAAAGCUUGUAUUGGUAUUGAUAUUAUAGAUUUACUAAAAGGUCUAAAAUGCCAGUAUCCAAAUAAAAAUAAUAAUUUCUAAAAUACUAAAAAUUAUGUUAAAAUGUAUAACAUGUGUGCGUCUAUCUGUAACGUGGGUGGUUAGAUGAGAGAAAUGAAGGGAAUAUACCCCUCAUGAUUUUUUUAUCUUCAAAUGUAUAAUAUGUAUUAUAAUUUUGAUUAUAAAUUAUUAAAGGUAUUAAUUAUCUAUGUAUUUAUAUACAAAAAUUCAAAUAUUGUAAAUUGGUAUAAUAAUUAUUGUCAAAAUUUGAUAUAAAUUCAACCCUUUCUAAAAUAAAAUCAUUUGAUCGCAACUGAUCUGUAAUCUAUAUUUUACAUAAAUAUUAUAACAUUAAUAUGAUUCAUCGGAAUGGAUGACGAUAAUAUUACGUUUAGUCGUCUAAAUAACAUUACAUGGCUAUAUUUUAUAAUAUGUGUAUUAUAGCAGUAUAGCAUUAUAAUACAGUGUCUAUGGAGUGUGGAAAAAUACACAUAGGUACUCAUCGUUGCACGUCUACACGCUCAAUAGUCUACACCGAACAGGGUAAUAUUGUUGGUCACGAUUAGGUCAAAUGUUAAGUAUGGAGCUUCUUAUCGAAUACAUCACUUGCUUACGGUUGGGUAGAAACCUGAAAAGUAUCAAAUUGAUUUAUUGUAACUUAUAUAAUCAAGCCAACGAUAAUAAAAUAAUAUAUGCCUCUGAAAUUGAAUCCGUGUGUGUAAGAAAUAGUUUUAGUGUAGGGAAAAAUCAUUUUGCUACUGAAUAUUUAAUGUAAAUAAUUACUGAUUAUUAAUUUAUUAAAUUUUAGUCGUAGGUAUUGAUAUUACCACCAUACGUUUUACAAUUACUUAUUUAAAAAUAAAAAGUACCCACAAGAAAUUUUAACUCUAACUAAAAUAAUAUGUAAGUUAGGUUACGUUAAAUCAAGCUACAAUUUUUUACAAUUUUUUUCAGGGUUUGCAUAACUUUUUUAUGCAUUAUCAGUUCAUUGUCUUAUGAAUUAAAAAAUAUUAGUUUAUUUAUUUAUUUUAUUUUUAUUAAUUUAAUACGGGCAUAGUUUAAGUAUAUUUUAAAAACUUUAAUGUGUUAGUCAUUAGAUCCUAAGAGGAGUGAGGUUAAACAGGUUUGGUUUAGCUGAGAGAUGAAGAUCCGACAUAUCGAAGCUGGAUUUCUUAAUUUAUAUUUCUGUAUGAGGGCUUUUAGUAUAUAAGUUAAAUAAUUAUUCUAUAACCUUGUACCUACUUAAUGAACUUCCCACUUACAACAGUGGUCUACCCAUGGUGUGAAGUAUGUCUGGAUCUUUUUCUUUAUAUUAAUAAUUAUAUAUCACUAAUUUUUCUUUCUAUUAGAGACACGGUUGUAUUUGUUUACUGAGUUAUAUUCGGUUAUUUUGUUUUUCGAACCAUUAUUAUUAUUGUUUAUAAUUCGACGGGGUUCAUCGAGUUCUGACGUCUGAACGAAUUUGAUGUCUACGAAAAAAAGAAUGUACUGAACACCCAACUGGGCGCACACAUGUCAACAGCUGUAGUAUCACACCUGUCUUCUUUUUAAAUUUAAUUUUAAUAAUAGAUUAUUCAUUCAAUAAUGAUACGACUAGCGUAAGUCUUAUUAAGUAUUAUAUUUUUCUUGUGAAAUGUAAUAUAUAUAUUCUAAUUUCCAAGGUAUUUGUAUAAAUAAGUAAACUAUAUGAGUGGCGGAUUUGUAGGGAAGGGAGCCGUGCUAAAUUCCAAAAAAAAAAAAUUUUAAAAAAGAGAAAAGGUAGGUAUUUUAGCUACUAAAUAAUAAUACAUUAUAUCCUUUUAUAGUUACAGUUACUAUAUAAUAUAAUAUAAUAUUAGUUUACAUGAUUUACUGUUUAAUUGAAUAUUCUCGUUACUUAUAUUUUUGUGUAUUACGCCAGUGCCUAGUACCUACGUAUGUUGUUUUCCGAUUAGAAGUUUCAAUUUAGGACUCGCGUGGUUUACUAUUUCUUUGUCUAAUUAAGAUGAUUUCUUAUCAACUCUACUGCCCUACAACUUACUUCAAUGCUUAUUGGUGUUAUUUAAGUUUACUACAGAAAUUAUGUUCGUGCAGAUGACUAAUAUACAACUUUACAUUUACUAUUUAUAAUUUACUAACUGAAUUACCCGGUGUUUCCUAGGUUCAACUUUAUCCAUAUCACAGCCAAUAGUUGAAUUUCGAGAUUAAUAGUAAAUAGUGAUCUUCCUCUUGUUUUUAAUCUCAAUGCAAAGUUUUAUCCAAAUCGUAAUAAAAUUGUAGAUUCGUAUACAAAUUUAAAAAGCCAAUAGAUACAAAUCUAACUUUAUUUUAUGUAUAUUAUAAUUGGUAUAUGGACAAGUUUUCAAUGCUGGAUAAUUUAUAUUAUUACUUUUUGUAUUUAACACGGGCAAUGCGCGAGGGGCUGAUGCCUUGGAUACGCAACUGCUGGUAUACACUGGUAUAACAAAUAUAACAAAUUUCAACUAUAUACUCGUAUUUUAUAUUAAGCAGCUGACCGGUUAUGCUUUGCUAUUGCUACAUACCCAAACUAAAUAGGAAAUAAAACAUUUAGACUAUUAACUUGUUAUCUAUGAGAAUCGUUUUGCAAAAAAAACGAAUGGUGGUAGAGGGCAGUUCUUUAAAAAUAAUUUUUCGAACAAAUACCGUGAUUAUAGACCACAGAUUAAGACGUAUCCAUGGUACAAAAUUGUGUAGGUAUACAGGGUUAUCCAUAUAAGUGAGUACACUUAUUAUCUCGGAAAUUAUUAACAUUAUUCGGAAUUUGUUUUCCAGAACAUUUAAGAAACAAACAGCUCUACAGUUUUAUAUUUAUGUUAUUUUUUGUCAGCCUUAUUUUUGUGAGUUAAAUCACUAGGUACCUACUUUUACUCUACUACUCUCCUCCAACCCAAACUUAAAAGUUGAAUAUCUUGUCAACGGAAAUCAAAAAUGUUAACAUUAAAAUUUAUUUUAAAUAAUACUCCAUCUAUUUAUGAAAUAUUUAAUAUUGGUUGCAAUUUGAAAAUCAAAAGUAAGUGGUGGUUUUACCCCCGAAAAUAAGGGUGACAAAAAAUAACACAAAUUUACUAUCGUAGAGCAGUUUGUUUCUUAAAUAUUCCAAACAAAUUUCCAGAAAAAGUUAAUACUUUCUGAGAUUAUAAGUGUACCCAUUUAAAUGAAUCAAAGGUACAUAAUAUGUAAUAUAUUGUGUAUAAAAAUGAAAAAUAUUUUCCCAAGCAUUUUAUCAAACUAUGUGAAUAAAAAUAAAACUCGUAACACAAAUGUAUGUAUAGUAUACAUUGUAUAUUGUUGAAUUUUAAAUUUUACCUAAUUAUUAUUGUUUUAGAUUCUAAGUGAAGCGAGGAAUGUAUUGGUCUUACACCAACUUUUUAAAACAUGUAUAACCGAAUUCCGCUCAGGAUUGUUUUUCGAUUAAUCGGUGCAUAUUGAUGUACUAUAUACACAAAAUUCACUUCUAUAUUCACCCAUCGUGCGAAGUAUGUUCGUAGUCCGUCUUUUUAAAAUUUAAAAUCGAUUUGUGUAAGGAAAUUAUAAAACAAUUAUAUAAAUUAUCGAUUUUAAUUUUUUCAAUUCCAAUAUAAAUUUUGAAUAUUAUUUAAAAAUGUUUUUGAUUUUGAUAUUAUUUUCGAUUUUUAUUGAUUUAUCCAUGUUUAAAAUCGAAUUUGAAAUCGAUUUCAAACUCUGCUUUUAAAUUCUUUUAAAUGUAAGUAUUAUAGGUGUAUUUUAGUGCUAUAUUUUUACUUUAGGAUGUAAUUUACUAUAAUAAUAUGUAUAUUUAAAAAAAAUAAGUUAAUAAUUGUGUUAUGUAAUUAUGUUUAUGGUCCCUACCCCCAAAGUAAAACCCAUAAAGCUAUAACUGAACUAUAAUUGUAGAUUAUGAAUAUAUUAACUAUUUAUUAUGUUUCCAAUUUUUAAUACGAAUUAUAUUUUUUUUAUUGAAAUUUGGUACUUUUUAUUAGCGUUUUAGCUGUUAACUUCAUGACUGAUCGUGAUGAAUAAGUUGAAUCACGUUUUAAAUUUAAACCUUUGCGAAAUGGACGUUAGCCAAAUUGAGUACUUGGCCAAAAUUACUAAACUGUAUACCAAAUAAUCAUGAAUGAAAUAUAAGCUUAUCUGGUAUAGAAGUCCUGUAUAUUUUGAAAUGUCAAUUGAAACUAGAAGCCGUAUAUAGGUCACGAUAAUAAAUGUUUACAAUUCAUUUAUCGCUCUGGAAGUGUCGUGUUCUCAAUAAAAUCAAUGACCUUAACGAAUAAAGUAUUUAUUACGUUCCGUGUAAAUCUAACCUAUAUAUGUACGGAAUUACUAAAUUACCAAUAUUAUUUUAAUAUUUAAUUAUUUAGUUAUUAUUUAUGAUUGUUGAACGCAAAUGUAAUAUAUACCUAAUAACAGCGUACACUAAACAAAUACAAAAAAAAAAAAAUAAUGUGUGCAAUUUAAAACGUGGCCAAUCGAUUUUUAAUAGUUUUGUUAUUAAAUUUUAAAGGUUUGUAAAAAAAAACUCUGUUAAACUAAGAAAUAAAACUGAACAUCCCAUACAUGGUCUUAGACAUAAUAUUUUUUUGUAAUUGGAUGUGUGGGUAGUACACCUACGGUGGAGUAUGUUUUAAUGUAGAGUUAUUAUAACAAAGAUAUACAAGUCCGUAAAGACAAAAAUAUUACCAUAAUAUAUAAAUUGCUAAUGUUUAGAUUACUUAUUUUUAUUAUAAUGGAAAUGGAAUAUGUGGCGUAGCCGGAAAUAAUUUCGGAGAGGGAGGAGGAUAUAACCCUUAACCUCCUUCUACUUCCUUUCGGCUACACAACUGCAUUUCGUAGUCAUAAUUUAUCACAGUGUUUAACGAAUAAAUAUAAGAAAAUAUUGUAAUGAAAUAUUUCACUCACAUGUUAAUCAAAACAUUAUUAAAAUACAUUCGAGUUCUGGUGAAUUAUUAACUAAUGAUACGCAGGUAAUUGAAUUUUUACACGUUAAUGUAUAUUUCAAAAGGUUCAAAUCACAGAACAAAAAUAUACUCGCGAGCAGCAGAGCUCCGAUACUAUACAUUCGAGUUUUCCUCCAUCUAUUCUAUACACAGUAGCAACCGUUUGACAUUCAAGAAAAUUGUUAAAAAAAAUCGUAAUAAUCAAUUAUAACCAAAAUUCUAAAAUAAAAUUUAAAAACUUGAUUAUGUAUAUGUAUUUAUGUGUACAUAAUAUUGUACAGUAAUAGCAAUAGAAAUAGUAUUACAACGAAUGUGUUUUUUUUUAUUACGAAAUCGUGACUUCAAAACAUAGAGAAAAAAAUAAAAUAAAAAGAAGUUGUAUAAUCAAAAUUAAAUACAGUUUAAUAAAGUCAUUAUAAGUAACGUAUUUUUCCAAUAUAACCAAAAAUAACCUUCAAAACAUUCGUAUAUAGCCAUUAUACAGAUGUUAUAAUAAUGUAUACAAAUUAUUAGUACAUAUAAUAUAGGGGUUUUGUCUGAUCGUUCAUUUUUAAAGUCAUUACACCCGAUAUGUCACUACAACCAGUAUCAUUAUAAACGGUUUCUACUGUAAUAGAAUUAUUUAUGAAAAACAAUAAAUAAUCGAUUACUAUAAUACAAUACUAUAUAGUAUAUACUAUUUUCGAUUAUACUAAUUCCAGAAAAAAAAAAUGGUGAAAUUUGAUUAUAAAUAUGGCAGGAGUGAGGAUUGAAGGUUGAAACCACUAAAAGACAAAUCUUUGAUACUAACGCCAUGCAUACAUAACAUUUCAUCACCUAUCAUCAUAGUUAUUUGAGGAAUCUUUAAGGGUGUUUAAAGCCAAAAAAAAAAUAGGCUCCAUCUGAAACAACAUGAUUAAAUAAUUUAACCAUUAUUCAUAUAGAAAUUCAUCCCAAAUUUUAUCAUUUCAAUUCGGUUACAAAAAAAUUCUAAUUCCCGAGUUUGAGAUAAUUUGGUGCAGAAGGAGCCGCUAAAAAUUUGAAAAAGUAACGGAAAAAAUAUAUUAUAUAAUGCAAUAGUAAUAGAUGCAAUAGUUUCUAUUUUCGGGGAAAAUUCGACAAAAAAAAAAAAUAUUAAACAUUUCCUCCUCGUUGUCUUGUGGUUGUGAUAAUAUAAUAAAUAGUCAUAACCUUUGAUUUGUGUCGGUGUCUAUUUUUAUUUAUUUUGUCGAUAACUACAAUAUAUUAUUAUAAUGAUUUAUAUUACGAUCACUGCAGUGGUGGUUAUUUUACAUAUAGAGUGAUAAAAUAAUCAAAUAAAGAACGAUAGGUACGUAAUCCACUGGAAAUCUACAACCGUAUACACCCGAUGAUAUAUUAUUAUGAGAAUGUGUAUGUCGAGGUAUUACCUAUCGAUUCUCGUGCGGAUUUAUGGAAAACGAACCUAUUCGGUUUUCCGCCGCAGAGCAGUGAUCACGACACAUCCGUUACUUGUCACGCGCGUCGCCAUUCUUUUUCUCCCCGUUACAAACCUGACCACGACGUCGAUCGAACCUAAUAAUAUAUUAUAAAUUAUAAUAUACGUAUAUUUCAUUAUUAUUACGGCGAUUAUGAUUAUGCACGGCCUAACGUAGACGACAACGUGGUUCUUGUUCGAGACGACGACGACGGGUCCCUGUGCGCGGGUAGACCGCAUAGGUACGACUGGUGGUGUGAUUGGAGGGGGGGUUGUUUAAAAAAAGUCUUUACCACGGAGAGGGAAUGAUAACAAUCGCCGUACAUGGCCCGUGGGAAUGAAAUGUUGUGCACACCGUUUCUCCUGGUAAAUAUGGAAAUAUUGUACGCGCCGCGCUGUCGUCGCCUCGAACACACGUUUUCGCGAGAUUCUGGCGGAUAUAUUUUUCUCGAUCGACUGCCGGCGAUCUUUGUCACGUAAAACGUGUUUCACAAGCUAUAUAGUUACAAACGUUUUUAUAAUAAUAAUAAUAAUAAUAAUAAUAAUAAUAAUAAUAGUAAUAGUAAUAAUAAUAGUAAUAGUAAUAAUAAUUUAUAAUGUAAACCUCUCAGUAGUCAGCAGUCUUAGCGCGAGUCGGGCGGCUGGGACCGCGGCUCGACUGUCGCGCUCGCGUCGCCGUCGUCGCUCGGACCGCUCGAUUGUUUUAUUUUUGUAUUUAAUGUGUUUCGCCAGUAUCGGUGCUCGCUUAUCUAUACUUAUUUGUCAUUAUAGAUAAAUAGGACCAUGAACAUUAAGAACGUACUAUUUACUCGUCUAUAAAUUAUUAUCUUCGGUGAAUUACACGACGCAAAACGAUACAUUAUUAGUAUUCAUCUGUAUUUAUAUUAUAUAAUUAUGUAUAAUAAUAAUAUGUGUAUCAUAACAAAACAGAUAGGUAUACUAUCAAUUUUGUAAUAGGUACGUAACAUUCGAGACCGUCCCUUCCACAAAAAUAAAUUAUUUGUUCUCCAUUUUUGUGUUACUGUAUUAUUCUAUCUAUAAUAAUGGUAUUCUAUACGUCUGUACUGAACAAAUUAAUAUUUUUCAACUAGAAUUUUAAAUAUUUAUUCGCAUUAUGACAAAACAGUAAGUAGAACAGAUAAAACAAACGAAUACUCGUUUUAAUUGUGAUAAUUUAAUCUGUAAAUGUUGAUUUUUUUCAAGUACAUUUAAGGUUAUUAGUUAUAUAUUUUUAUACAUUUUUUAAGUACAAAAUUAAUGGAUAAAGAUAUUAACUAUGUUAACACAGUUGAAAAAUCAUAGUAUAAAAUGCAUAGAUACAAAUGUAUAUAAAUAUAUAGGUAUAUUAUAAUGUAAAUUAAAUUUGUUUAAAUCUUAUUAAUAAUAAUGAUAUUUUAAAUCUAUGGUAGAAACACAAAUAAGCGGGAAAAUAUAGACCAAACAAAUCAGAACAACUUAUACGUUACAGUUCUGGACGAAGAGCGGAAGUGCGCGUUUUCGUCUAAAAUACGAUUUGUUGAUAGCAUACCUAUCUAUUUUAUUAUGAUGUAUAUUAUAUCGUGGAUUUAAACCUAACCCACCUAGUAUCUAUAAUAGGUAUAUUAUUAUUAUUAGUAUUAGGUAUAAUUUUACAAACUGUCAUAAUAAGUGAUUUCUUGAAUAAAUAUACAUUCGGAUACCUACAAUAAUAUGAUGAUGACGCACGAUUUUCGCUGUUUUUUUCGACCGUGCCAAGUGUGCCAGACCAGACCAUUAAAUUUAUAUUGAUUGAUGGAUUAUUAUAAUAUAAUAAAUAAUGCUAUAGAUAUUAUUUUACAUGUAUUACAUAGUAUUAAGUACAUUACCAAUAAUUUGUUGUUGUACACAGAAAUCAUAUUAUUACCUGACCUAUACUAAAUAAGACAUACCUAAGUGACGUAGAAUUGUUAUUAUCUUCGCGAGUUUUAACGAGUACAUGCAAUAAUAAUAAUAAUUAUUGUUUGGUACGUACGGUUCUUUAUAAUAUAAGGGGCCGUGAUGACGAUACAAUCAAGUUAUAAUAGUUGGUAGAUGUAUAGAAUUAUAAAGAAGAAAAAAAAUAGUUGAUAUUGCUGAUGGGUGUGCCACUGUUGUAGAUGGGAAGUUUGGAAGGCAGGAUACAUAUAUAGUUAUUUAAUUUAUACCUGUAUGCAACGAUAAAUCAUUGUUGAGGAAGUACGAUUCUGGACGAAGUUCGUUUAAAUAUGUUUUGUAAUGCCGUCAUUUAUCAUCAAAAUUUAAACUCUUAGUGCUAAUAAAAAUCUGAUAAAUUACGCUAAAUUGUUUUUUCUUAAUAAGUAAAACUUAAAAUGAUUCUUAUGUUAAAUUUUCGAGCAUUUCUAUUUGGCCAAAACAUUUUUGUCUACAUAAAAUCAAAUAAAACUAAACAAAAUAAAAAAUUUCAAAUCCUUAUAAAUAACUCAAAAAGUGUUAGAAUAUUUUACCAUGUUAAAAUUUCAGGUUUCUACGAUUAUUUUUAACCUAAUUAAAACCGAAAAACAGAAUCGAAAAUAGUGAAACCAUCAUUUUUGUAAACUUUCCCGUUUUUCUAGGUUUUCCCCAGUUAUUUAGAAAACUAAAGACAAAUAAAAAAAACAACUUCUCAAUAAAAUAACUUGAUUCAAAAUGCUAUAAACAAGGUGUUUUAUUGUUUUGUGAUUGGAGUAAGUUUUCUGGUCGAAAAGUUGUUAACAGACAGAAAAAAAAACACAUAUUGUUUAGUAAAACUAAUAAACAACUUCUUUUUUAAGAAAAUUAAAUUAAUUCCCUUACUUACUCAUUGUAUUUUAUCAGUUUAUGGUAAACUAUAGUAAUAUAAUUACUAAAUUAUUUUUGAAGCGAACUUAUAAUAAAUUAAUAACAUAAUCUUUAUAAAACAUUUAGGAAUUAACAUUUUGUUUUGUUUUUAGUGAACUCAAAACUAUAUUACUGCAGUCUAUUAUGUAUCUAUAUACAAAUAUAAAUAAUACAUUAGCUAUUAUUAUUAAAUGUGUUAACUUUUAAAAUUAAGUUAUUGUUUUUAUAAAAUACCUAUAAGGCAGACGCGUGACGGUAGUAAGUAAGAAAUUAUAGACAUCCAUAAUAAACAAACAUUAUUAUAUAGAUCACAUCUUCAAGGCUGUAUUAUCAUAAUACACGUUAACAUUUAUACAUAUAUAUAUAUAUAAAUAUAAUGAUUUAUAAUAAACUAUACGUUAUAUGUAUAGUGUUCAUUAUUUUAGAUGAAUAUUUAUUAGUAUUUAUUACUCAGAAGAAAAUAAUAUUUGUAUAGGUAGGUACAUUGGUGCCACUAACUAUAUGUACCUAUAGACUAUAGGUAUUACAUAUUUAUUUAUAGCCUUAAGGGUAUCUAUGGGUAAAUAAUAAUCGAUAAAUAUUCUAUAACUGUAAAGUUCCGAGUACGAUGAAUUCUAUAUCAACAGUAGUUUUCCUGGAUUAAAAAAAUUAUAAAUUGAAAAUUUCAUUUGAAAUGCAUUUGGAUAACUUAUAAUCCCUUAUUUGAUGUUUACAAAUAUCAUACAAAUAUAUCUAAAUGAGAAAAAAAAAACAAAAAGCUUGUUUUUGUAUUUAUUUGAACAAGUCUAUGAAAUAUGAUAAUCAAACUGAAUGGUCAUAGUCAUACCUCGUGAAUUAUUUUAAUAUGUUGAAAGCAGAACGAGGAAAAUACUUUUUUCGUUAAAAGAGGAUUUCGAUAUUUUCAAGAUGACAGAAUUUAACUUAAUAAGAUAAGUAUGUCGUUUAAUAUGCAUUUGAUCUGGAUCAGUGACCCCUAAAAUGAAUAUUCAAUUUUUUAUCUACUUCCAAGUAUAAAUUUAAUUUUCACGUAUAGAUUACUAUAGAAAAAAAAAACUAGGUACUUGUAAGAUUAAUUUAGAAUUUAUGCAUUACUACUAGUUGUCUCGAUCCCGGCGUUGCCCGUGCCAAUUAUUAUUAUUAUUAUUUUACCCAUAUUCAUUUUUGAUUUUGGCCGUGUUAAAAUUGAGUGAGAACAAAUAGGUGGAAAGUGGGUAGUCCACCGAUUUAUUCGGUGGAAUAAAUGUGUUCUAUUGUGAAAUUUUAAUAAUGUAAAUAAUAAUUAUAAUAUUUAGUUUUCUUUUCCGUGACAGCCCUUGAAUAAACAAAAAUCGUAUAUAAAUAAAACAAAGUCGGGUUAGUUACACCAUUUAUAACUCAAGAACGACUGGACCGAUUUUGAUGAUCACAUGACAUUUUCCGACUGAUUUCUUAUAAUAAUUAAUCAAUAUUUUUUUCCAUCGCUGUUACCGGGGUAACACAAAUAAACAAAAAAAAAAAUGUAUUUAUUACAUUAUACUCGUAAGUUAAAUUAUUUGGUGUUGCUCGUAUAUGUAUAAUAUAAUCGAAAAUACUAAAACUGCGAUUAAAAAAUAGUGGGUGGGAGUGAGAGGGUGAAAAAUACUUUACGACCUAUUCUCAGACCUACCAAAUAUAUAAAAAAAUUUUUAUGAAAAUUGGUCAAGCCGUUUCGGAGGAGUGCGACCACAAACAUGUGACACAAGAAUUUUAUAUAUAAGAUUAAACGAAAAUUACAUAAUGUUGUCAAUUGUGCUUUUCUCGUUUAAUGAUAUAGGAUUAGUAUGAUAUAUUUAUGUAUUAUUGGGAAUCCUAAUUUUUCGUAUUGAUUUAAAUAAUAUGUUAGUGACCCUUAACUAUUCGACUUUAGAUUAUAGUUUAAUAGAUAUAGGUAUUUAUAUUAUUCCAAUCGAUGAUUUUUUUUUUUUUAAAACUUGUUUAAUCUAAUAAAAUGUUCAUACGAUUUAAUAAAUAAUAGUUAAUAUUAUUAUAUACAGCUAAUAAAUAAUUUCACAGUAUUCAACGAUACCAGUCUUGUUAACCGCCAGACUGAAAUCGUGAGUGCCUUGUAAACGACCGAACGAACAUACGUGUCGUCUGCACGGCGUUGUAUUUGUUCAUCUUUAAAACUACCAUCUCACACCUUACCGAGAGAUAUACAUCUCAUAUAAUAUAAUAUACACUAUAUUACACAUGAAACUACAAUAAUACUUUAUUAUAAAAAAAAAAAUAAUAUUUAUGUACAUACAAAUAUAUUUUUUUAAAAACCCGUGUAUUUUGUAAUCUACUAAUAUAUUUAUCAAUCUUUUAUUACAAUAUUAUUAUUGUUUUCAGGUUUCAAAUGACAAACGUAUCGUGUAUAUUAUUAUGACAAUGGGACGGCCAUAUCAAAUUGAGAUGACUGUACUGUCAUCACGUCCCGUAUAUUACUAUGUUCUGCUAUUGACUGCAUUGUGUUGUACAGUGUUUGGCUUCAAUGUGGACGUUAAAAAUUGCAUUAAACACCGAGGGCCUGAAGGGUCCAUGUUCGGGUUCAGCGUUGCCCAACACAAAGAACACGGACGAUCAUGGUGAGUUUGAGUUGAAAUUUCAUUUUUCCAUAUAAAAACAGUCAUUAUUUUAAUGUAUCUUUAGUCCUAGGGAUGAAGGGAUACAAUUUUGUAUGCUUUUCAAUACAAGUUAAUUAAAUUUUGAAAAUUGCACAUGACAUGACUAAAUUUUCAAAUAGAUUUAAUAUAAAUAUGACGCUCUAAAUAGCUCAAGUCAUAUAAUUUUAUUAUGAACUAUGCCUUUUCGCCAAAUAAAAAAUACAUAUAUCAUAGUGAUAUCUUAAUUUUCAGUAUAAUAUGUGUUAAAGUUUAUAGACACUUAUGCUAUUUAGAAUAAAAAUCAAGGAGAAAAAAUAUUUCAGACAAAAUAAAAUAAAAAUGCCAAAAAUUGACUUAAGUUAUUCAUCCCUGGGACCAAAGAUGUUAUGGUUGUACAGAUUUUAAUAAAUAAAUGUGCAAUUAUGUAAUAUUAAGUAAAUAUCUUUUUGUCGGUAAGUGUAUUUAAUAUUUUGAAUAAGGUAAACAUUAUAUUAGCUGAAAAGAUCACAGGCCUAAAACAGGAGGGAUUUGAGGUCUGAUCCUCCCCCUUAUCUAUUUUAAUUUUACAUAAUGUCCAUAAUUUUGUAUGUAGAUUUAAAACUGACUUCCUCACAAAAACAUUUUUUGCUACUGAUUCCCCUAUACAAAAGUUAUGCAUACGCCACUGUGCAAGACGUUAUAUUUAAUACCUAGUUAUAAUAUUUGUAUGCCUAAUUAUAAUUAAAUUAUUAUACAAGUUUUGAAAACUAUAAUAAUAUUUAAUAUAGAUCUAGACACCAAAAACUAUUACCGACUUCUUUUUCCGUGUACACCUAUUUUUUUUCGAAUAAAUGAAAUUAAUUUUUUUAGUAAUUAUUAUAAUAUAAACCUAUAAUAAUCUACGAGUAUAUUCUAUUAUAUUGACAUUUAAAAUAAACAAUUAUACACUCAUCACUCAUCACAGGAUAUAAAUAUUUUUUCUUAUAGGGCAUGCAAUUACAUUUACCUCGUGGUUUACUCACCAGAAACUUUUAAUGCUAUUAUUAUAAUAACUAAAACAAAAAUUUAAACACUAAACUUUAUAUUUAAAAUAGAAAACUAUUUCUCUUACCUCUCGUGGAAGUAUCGUAUAAUUUAUGAAUAUUCAAGCAUACAUGAGGGUAUGGGAAAUUUUAUUUUUAAUAAGACUUCACUACUUCAAAUAUAUUAGGUACUAACUUUAUCGAACGAAAAUUAAUAAAAUAUUUUUAAAAACUUGGUAUAAUAUAAUAUACAAUAUAGAGGGGUAUACAGUUUGGUGACAAUAUUGAUAGGGAAUUUAAGGUUUUUUUUUCUUUAUGUAAAAUAUGAAGAUGUUGGUCAUUAAACGGUAAUUUUGUAAAACGGGCCCGUCCAUAUUUAAUAAGUGAUUGAGGUGUAACAUUAUCUCUGGAUAUACACCUAGUGUUUUUAUGUUGGUUUUGAUACUAUUACAGUAAUUAAAAUUCAUUCUUAGCUUUAAUACGCCUUGUAUUUUAUUCUAAUGAGGUGAAAAAAUCAUACGAAUAAUUUAUAUUUAUGUACAAGUAUAAUACUCGUCUACACUUAUAAUAUACCAGCGGUUCCCAACUUUUCUCAGCCUCGAAGUCUUUUUUUAAAAAAAAAAGUUUCUCGUAGAGCCCCCAAGAAAUAUUUAACGUUAAUUUUUAUCUGCCUGUGUUCUAUCUUCUAUGAAGUAUAAUAAACACGAAUUGUAUACAUACGGGAGUCAAAAUAAAAUUAUAUUUUUGAAUACAGGUGAAACAAAAGUAUUAAAAGAACUCAAAGAUUAUUAUUAAUUAUUUAAAAUUUAAAUCUAUAAAAUGUCUUAAUGUGAGCAUUAAACCUGCUUUUUACUACCGAGUUUGUCGAUGUCCGGUGUCACAGAAGUCAGUUGAAGACGCAUAUCGUUUUCUGCAUCCAAACGUGCUCGAUAUAUUGUUUUUGUGGCUGUAUACUUCGAAAAAGCCGUUUCACAUGGAUACGUAGUACAAAAAGGCAGUAAAAGCAGUUUUUGGAGCCCGUUUUAAACCACCGUUCCAUUUCAGUAAAAAUACACAAUUUUCUUAUCGGGAUUUACGCAGUAUACAUAUCGGUGAAUUAUGGUGAUCAAGUCUUCAUGAAAUAUAUAUUCAUUUUAAAUAACGAACAAUUUUUAAAUUUUUUGUGGUGUUACAACGGAGCCUUUGGUAAGCCAUUGCGGAACACCGGUUGGGGACCGCUGUAAUAUAAGUAGUAAAUAAUAUACCUAUACCUUUUUAAAAUUUUUAUUUUUACUUUUUUAUGAUAUUUGUCUACAUAUCAUCAAAUCUGCAUUGUAGAGGGAAGUUUUAUUUUAUAUUAUGUAUACGUUUUUAAUAGCAAUGUGGUGGUGUUUGUGGUUAAACGAAAUAAAAAAGUUACCUAGACUGUCACUUCAAAUUGCAUGACAAAAUAUACCAGCUAUAUUUUAAUAACGUCACCUGGACCAAUAAUAAUAAGUGGCAAGUUCCAUUAGUUUAUAGAAAACCGUUGUCAAUUCAAUUGACACUUAUAUACCUAUUGACACGUUUCGAAUGACUUGCAAUCAUAAAUGCUUUUAUUUUAUUAUUAUAUUGUUCGUUUAUCCGUUUAUGAUACCCACACUCUGCCGUAUAGAAAACUAAUGUAACAUAAUGGCGGUUUUUAUUUUUUAUUUUAUUUUUAUAAUAUCAUUGUUCAAUUGUAAAGAAGCCGUUUUCAACUGUACCACUUAAAUAAUAUUAUGGAUACGACUAGGAACAUUUCGCCGACGUCUUUUGUUUCCGUUAUAACGUCGCUGGAUGAAUAUUUAUUAUAAUUGAACAUACUGGACUCGUGUCAAUGGGCCGUGGAGUAAAUAGGAGGGGAUAAAUACGCGGAUAUAUGCAUUCAUAUUUACAAUCGGAUAUUGUAUUAUUUUAAAGGAAUAAUUGAUAUGCAUACGGACGGCCAAAUCGUAUGCAAAUGACGUAUAAUAUAUGUACAAAUGAUCUAUUAUAUUAUCAAUUUCUUUUCAUAGAUUGUAUUAAACGGUAUAUAUUUUUUAAUUAUUUAUUUAAUAACUGAAUAGGUUUUAAAUUACUUUGAAUAAUUUUGAUUUACAAAGUCAGUCAUUGAUCUAAAUUAAUGUUAAUCAGUUAUUUUUCAAUGGUUUUAAGUAAAGCUUCGGAUUAAAAAUUUUAAUAGAUAUUUACCUAAAAAUUAAGUAUAAUUAUUCUAUAAUUUGUAUGUGUAUAAUAUAGAAUAGUUAAAAAUUAUGCGUAUUUGUAGUAUCUAUCUCCUAUGAAAUUUACUUCAUUUUGAAAUUACAUAUGAAAUUCUAUAAAUAAUUUAUUUAUUAAUCUUUUUUAUUUUUAUUACCUACCUACUUGUUUUAUGUCACUUAUUCUAUUCUAUUGGUUCAAACUAUAUAGUGGUAAAUGUAUAAAAACCAAAAUCUUAUAUGUUUUACAAAUGCAUUAUGCAUAGAGCUGUAUGUAAAUUACCAUUUUAACACAUAACAAACCCUACACAAAUUACUUCCGUUUUAGUAUUCAUCAUUAUUGUUUUUACUAUCAUUAAAACAGCCCUCUGAAUGGUAUGUGUUACGUCAACUACCUACAUAAUAUUUUAACAAGGAACUUGAUUACCAUUCGAAUUUAAUAUUUUGUUUUUAGUUUUAUUUGUUUAAAUUUAAAUAUUUUACUUGUAACUGUCAAGAAAAUAAUCUUGUCAUAAUGGACGAUGGCUUCCAAACUAAAAAUAAUAUACUUAUAUACUACGCUUCGUUUAUCUAGUUCUUAUGCAUUAGAAUACAAUGUUGUUUUUGACCUAAAGAAAUAUUAUUAGUUAUUGUAGAUGAUUUGAGUUUUUUUUUCAUUGAGUUUUCAAAACAUAAUAUAAUGUAUUUAUGUGUUCUGUUAAAUUCUUAAUUUAAAUUUAAAACUUUAAAUUUUUUCAAUAGCAUAUUUAAACAAUAUUUUGAUAAAGGAUCAACAAUAAUAUUAAUAAAUUAUAUUGAUUUACAAUUAUUUAAAUUUUUAGAUAAAUAAUAAUUUAAUAAAUUAUGUAGAUUGUAGGUAGUGAAAUUUGAUACAAUUUUAAAUUUAUUUUAGAUUCCGAGCAUAGCGAGGGACCUAUUGGUUUUACUACGAAAUAUUUUUUUUCAUUUUUUGGACCUAUAAACAACUUUUUUUUUCUAAUUUAAAAAUUAUUAAAUAUUUAAAAUUGAAAUUGUAAGUAUGUGCACAAAUGUAACGUUUCAACAAGUAUAAUCACUUAAAUAUUGGAAAUAAUUAAUAAUGUCCAUAUUACAUUUUUCAUUAUGAUAUAAUGUGUAAAUUUUAUAGUGUAUACAAUAUGAUCAUUGAUUGAAUAAUAAGUAGAUAAGUCGUAAUAAUAUAGGUACCAUGAGACUUUAAAGGUAAUAGAUAAUGUAUAUGAAACAGUUAAAUUUUAUAUCAAUUCAGCACUGCUAAAUAUGUUUUUUAUUUCGAUUAUUGAAGUGCUUUUAUAAUGAUACAGGCAAUUUCGUGAUUUUUUUCUAAUUUAAUAUAAGUUGAAUCUUUAGUCAGUCACCUUGUGAAAUCACUCAUUCUUUUAUUUUGUUUAUAUAUAUUUAUGGUUCUAUGAAUCGUUAGCUAGUAAAAUUCCAUGUAGGCAGAUGUUCGUUUAUAUUAUAAUCAUCCAUCACUCUGAUUGAAAUAUAAACUAGAAGGACCCAUUAGUGUUUGGGGCGGGGUGGAAAAUAGUAGCGAUACCGUUACAAUAGGUCGUUGAUGAGGAUGAGGUAGUUGUUCCACGAAUCAAUUAUUUGUUACGAGAAUAUAUACUAUACUUACCUACAUUAUUACUUUAUUGUUGUUGAUAUGACGUAUUUGAAAAUGGAUUGUUCGAUUUAAAUAAAUGAAUAUAUUCUCGAUUAGAAGGGAAAAAAAAUAUCUGCAUUAAAAACAGUUAUAACGAUUUCAAACUGCCUCGUGCUCAAUACAAUAUAGAAAUUGCACUAAAACAACAUAUGGUGCUUGGAAUUUAACUCGCAAACGAAUGCAAAUCAAUAUUGUGUUUUAUACUAUAAAUAAAUUUGUACACGUUUUUUGCAAUGCACAGUUGAAACAAUAAACUGUCACAUGUGCAAGUGGAUAUCUGUUACUGGAUAGAAUAGGAUUCCAAUUCAGUGUGUGUAAACUAUUAUAAAUAUUGAUAUUACAAAAACCAUAAUUUGAUGUGUAAGUACAUUUGUAUUUGCUAUCUUUCAUAAUAUUAUAUUGUUGAGCUUAUUUGGUAUAAUAUAAUAAAAGAAAUUAACUAAUUUAAUUUAUUCAGUUUUUCUUUAAAAAAUUAAUUUUUUGAAAAUUAUUUAAUUUAAAUAAAUUAUAAUUAUUGUAAUAGUCUUAUUUAUAUAUUUAAAAAGAUAGACACAUUUCGCAUGUUGGGUGGAUCACUGUUGUAAGUGAGAAGUUGGGAAGAUAUAAUAUAAAAGAGAAUUUAAUGUAUAUCUACAGUACGCAACGAUUAAUCAUUGCUAACAAAAACUUUUCUUAGUGGAGUUCGGUUAUACAUGUUUUGAAAGGUCAUAAUAUUUACGAUUUUUGUUAAAAUUUGAUAUUAAAAUUCUUAUAAAAAAAUUCUAUAUUUCAAAUUUUUUUUUUUACCAAUAAGUACGACUUAUAUUUAAAAAAUGACCCCCCUAAAAUGCCAAGUAGAAAAAAUUUUAUUUACCAAAAUAAAUAAUAAUAUUAUUGUAAAAUAAUAUAUUCCUCACUUAGUUCAGAAUCUAAAAAACUAACUAAAAUUUUAAUAAUUAAUACAGAAAAUGACUCAACAAAUUGUGUCGAAUAAGUUUCUAAAUUAUAUAUACAGGUCUUUGUAAAACAUCACAAACGAAUAGCGAUUAUAUUUGAAGUAAGACGAUUAAAAAUAUAAGACAAAUGUUCGUAGAAGAGUCAUUUGUGAUCUGUGGUUCAAUGUGCAAUGUCGGGACUAUUUAAGGAUACGGAUGAUGCCGAAAAAUAUAACGGGUAGACUAAAAAAGCAUUUGUAAAACAAUUUUUGGCAAACAUUCGUAAAUUUUUAACGGUUACCGACUAUAGUUAAAGAAUACAUUUAAAUAAAUAUCUGGACAACUAUAUAGGGGAAGAGAUAGGAAUAAUAAACCAAAAUCAAAUAAAUUAAAAGCCAAUUAUAUUAUAAUUUAUGUAUUGAUGCAUUAAUUGAUACUUAAAAAAUUAAAAGUCAGAUAUUUGUGAAUUUCUUUAAUAUCUGUUGUAGCGAUAUAUUUCUUAUAACACUAAAAUGUAUUUAUAUUAUAUUACUAACUAUCCUGUCUGGCAUUGCCCUUGCCAAUUUUAAUUUUUUUACCUUUUAACCUUUUUUGGUUUUGACCGUGUUAGUAUUUUAUGAAAAUAAAUAGGUGAAAAGUGGAUAGUCCACCUUUAUAUUCUGAGUAGAGUUCGGCUAUACAUAUAAAAAGCCGUAAUAUUUACGAUUUGAAAAUAAUACAUUUCGUAGAUUUUUCCCUCUUUAUUUUUAUGUUUUUUCAUAUUUAUUAUGAAAAUCCAUGGGAAAAUCAAAAAAAGAUUUUCCUAAAGUAGAUUAAAGGUGUUACACUUGACAAAUGAAAAAUAAUUGCUGGUAGAAAAUUUGUUUGCAAAAAAAAAAAUACAUUAUUAUAAAACCAAUAAAUCCCCUGCAUCGCUUAGAAUCUACGUAAAAUGAAUCAAUAUUUUGUUGGUGAUAUCAUAACUUGAAUAUCAUCCAAAUUUUCAACUUUUUCGGUAGGUUUUCCAAAAAUUUGGGAAAAUGAAAAAGACGAGAAAAAAUGUAGGACAAACGAGAAAAUGUACGAAAAUAAUGCUUUUAUAUUUUUAAAUUUUGUUUUUUGUUUUAUUGUAAUUCAGUUUGAACUAUUUGUAGAGAUUUGAAAUUUCAAUAGAAAACUUAUAUUUGCAUUUUCUAAACGUAGUUAGAAAAUAUUAUAUUAUAUAUAAUAUAUAUAAUAUAUUAAAUUAUUAAAAUUAGUUAUUUUUUUUAUACGAAUUUUAGUAUCAAAAUUUAAAAGCAACACUAUCAACCGGACUCCACUCAGAAUCGUUUUUUGUUAGCAAUGGUCAAUCGUUACGUACAAAUUUACAUUCAAUUUUCCCCCUAUACUUUCCCUUCCAAAUUUUCAUUUUUAAUUGUGACCCACCCAUCGAACGAAGUAUGUCCGUAUUCAUAUGUAUAUAUAUUAUGAUGUAGAAAUAAAACGAUUUUAAAAUGUUUAGAAAUUUAAAAAAUGUUUUUCUAUAAUGUUAGGACUAAAAUGAAAGAUUAUUUUUAUGCCGAUACUUAGUAUUAAUUUAAUACGAUCAUUUUGACCUAAACCCAUUCUUCCAUUUAAACCUAGAAGAAAAAGGACGGAUAUUAUUACCGCAUGUACUGAUGCACGUGUUCAUGUUGUAUUAUUAAGACAAAAUUUAGGACCGACCCUUUGGUAAUAACGAGAAAAAACUAGUCAUAUAGGCGGUAAUAAUUGAAAACAUGUUUAAGAUUUAUUAUAUUCUUGUAGUCCUGUAAAAAUGUAAAAUAUAAGUAUACAGCAAUAAUAUGUAUUGUGUGUAUGAGUGGAAUUAUUGCAUUUCAAAUAGAAUUAUUAAAAUCAGUAAUGCUUAUUGGAUAUUAAAGAAUUCGUUUUUAUUAUAUAGAAACAUUAGAUACCACUGUACCCGAAUUAAAUUGUUUAAAUUAUGUUUGUAUAUAUUAUAAUAUAUCUGCAUUAUAAUAUUAUUAUUAUUAUUGAAGCUGUUUAGAGUAUAUAAUUGCAGUGUUAUAGUAUAGGGGAAAACUUUGAAAGAAUAUGCCUAAUCUGCAUUAACGUGUACAAUGUGCAUUAUAAUAAAAUGUUAUGCACAUCGAAUAGCGCAAUAAAUUAUUCUCGUUAAAUUAUUUAGCACUGCAAAACUGUGUACUUUAUACCAUUACACUCACUAGUUAUUAUAUUUAAGGAUGAGUAGUAUUUUAAUUAAAUUUUUUUGAAAUACAUUCUGCAUUUUGUAUUUUGAAAAUAAUCAAAAUACUAAAUAAAUAAUAACUGAUAGUAAAAUGUUCACGUUUUAAUGUUGCUGCAUUUUUACUCGUGCAACCAUAAUAUCCAUAAUCGAAAAAAGAGUACCUACUUACCUAUUGCAAAAAAAUUACUAGAUAAUUUUAAUAUUAAUAGUAUUAAUUAAAUAUUUAAGCGAUACAAAUAAAAAUAUUUCUUGUCUAGUAAACUAACGUAAAAUUCUCCAGUUGUUUAUUUAAGCACCAAUAAAAAGGUUAUUUUCAUUCGUUGGAAUGAUUCAAUAUGUAAGAGAAGCAAGUAAAUCUUGCUCAUUCGAAUGAGUAAUACAGCAUUACUUGUGAAAAACUUAUAAUUUUUUUUAAAGGAAAUAAUGAUUUUGAAAUUCGUGAUUAGUACUAUAUUUUUAAAUUUUUUUUAAAAUAUAAUUGAUGAACUUAUCAGAAUUUAUUUUUAUAAUUUAACAAAAAACUAUAAAAGUUCCUUUACGAAUUAAAAUUAAUAAAAGUAUCUUUUUUUGCAGUUUUUUUCAAAUAUUACAUUCAAUACUUUCAAAUAACUUUUCAAAUUUUAUUUUUUCUCAUAAAUUCAUUAUAUUGUAUUUUACAUUUUGUAUUUGAGUAACCAAAUUUGAUUUAUUUUGUAUUUGAAAUACAUAUAUUGAUGAACUUUGUCUAUAUCUCUUACUUAGUUAUAUUCUUACUCUGCAGUCAGACUAUAGACGAUCUAGACACUUGUAUACAUUUUUAAACGCACAACCGACCCACGGAAAAACGCCUACUCGAAUUCGUGGUUAUACAUAGAAAACGGCUAUAUAGAGAUAUAGAAAUUUUGAAGAAAAAAGUGACAUCUUAAAGUGUACCAUCUGGCGUAUAUGGGGCGCCUACGUUAAGCAUUUUCAUUGUGUGCUUUGGUGCAUAACAAUUACAAAUGCCUGAUCGACCUUGACAUUUUGAAUUGACCUAAAUAUAAUGUUUUAUACACGAGCUCAGCUUGAAAUGUCAUCAUUUUUGUUAAUAAAGACCAAUUAGGAUCAAAUUAUAUACGGAGUAUAUUCGUUAGUUACUAAAUUAAUUGAACAUAUUAUUAGAGUUACAAAAAAUUUUAACAGCGCAACACUCAUGUUUUUGUUACACAACUAGAGGUAUAUGUUUGUAUAUCCGUCAUUUAAACUAAACUAAUAUAAAUAGUAAAUAUGCAAUUAGUGAUGAGCCAGUACGACUUUUUUUCUAUACUAGAUAUUCCGAUUUUGUUACCGAUAUAAAACCGAGACCCAAUCCAAUAUUUGAAAUCGAAAACGAUGAGUUGAUACUGAAAUUAACAGAUAAACCUAAGGAAAAUCUGAUUUUUCACAUUCCAGAAACAUUAUAGAUACAACGGGUUUGAAAAAAACCCCCUCGAUAUUCGAUACUCUGAUACCCUCAUCAAUACCGAGACACGAUAUGACUUAUGCCGAUACUCACCAUUAUAUACAAUACGAUUAUUAUUUAAUUUUUUAAAACUGCUGGUAUUGAAAUAGUAAUAAUAAUAAAGAGGACAUACAUCGAACAAUUAACUCUAUUUUAAAACUGUAGGUAUCAUUAUAGUUUAUUACAUUUUAUUUUAUGCAUAAUGAUUAAAUGUACCUAUGUAUAUGGAGGAGAAAUAUAAUUUAAAACAAAACGUAUAAUAAUAAUAAAACAAUUUUAGAAAAUUUACAUUUAAAGAUUCAUAUACACUAUGAAGUGUGCACUUCAUAAUAAUAUCGAAAGUUUAUGAAUACUAUAAAAAUAUUGUACUAGAAUAUAGGUUGACAAUACCAUAAUAAAUCUCGACAAAUAUAUUUUAUUUAGUAUUGUUCAAUUCAUAAUAAUGUUUUAGUUAUACUGGGUUGCUUUAUCCUUAAAACUCCAUAUGUGUCACGUGAAAUUCGUUAGGGGAUGAGUAUACGUAAAAUGUCUUGGGUCGGACGUACGGUUUUCUCAGAAUGUUGAGAAAUAAUAGUUAUAUUGGCGACGGACCACUGUAACAGUAUACAAACCAUAUGGGCAUGGGAGCGCCGUAAAAUUUAAACCCACGCACACGCGGUGCACCGGUUGUCGUAAGUCGCUAUCCAUCCGAACCCACACGUUUUGCACACGCGAUAAAAAUGAAAAAAAAAAAACAACACAUUAUUUUCAUUAAAAUGUGUUCUCGGCCACAGGACGAACUACCCAAAAAUCUUUCCUCGGGGCGGUUGCGUUGUGUACACACGCUGAGAAAUAUAAAACGCAUUUUGUCUCAGAUGUUAUAUAAUAUAUACGAAUUAUGAAGAGGGUGGGCAGUGAGCACAGCAGGUAUAAAUUAUUAUUAAGUGAAUGCUACGUCCGAAUUCACUAUCUCAGUCUAACAAACGGGCAACAUAGCAAAAUUGUAUUUAUUUAGAACAUAAACUAUGGCGUUUAGGUUAAAAUUUGAAUUUAAACACAAGUGAGGUACAAUUUAAAAAGGAGGAAAACAUUUCCGACGGUUAUACGUAGUUUUUUUUCUAAACAAUUUUCAUACAAAAAUUAACGGUUAUUUAAAAAAAAAAAAAUAAUAACUUGGCUAUAAAUUAUAUGUAGGUAGGUAUGACCGGUUUAUGCUCGUUAGUUAGACUGAGAUAGUAAAUUCGGGUAUAGGGCUGAGUUUUAAGUAUACAAAUGUGACGAUAAUUUUAUAAUGUUCGAUUUGAAUAUUUCGAGAAAUAAAUUAAUUUUAUAACGAUUCAUUAAAAAAAAAAAAAUUAAAAUUGUGGGUACUAAUAUAAAUUAAUAAUUUAAUAUUUUUUCAUUUUUCGUUUAUUUGAUUUUUCAAUUUAUAAUGGUCACAUUAUACUAUUGCAGCAAUAGUAAGUCGUAUUCGUCAAAUUAUCCUAUUGCUUUCUCAUAUUAUGCUGUUUAAUUUAAAUAAUAGUUUCUAAAAAUAAGUGUGUAUUGAUUGUUCUGCAACCAAUAUAAUAAUCUACAGAUUUUUUUUAUAUGAUUGGAAUGCACGGCAAUGAUAUAAGUUAAAAUCGUUAUAGCCUCUAUUAUGAAUAAUUCGAUUUAUUAGCUCUAGGGUUGUAUACAAUUAGAUAUUUUCGAAACGGAAAAAUAUAAAGUUAACUCAUUACCUCUCGAUUAACCCACUAAAAUUUAUAAAAUCUGUACUGAAAAUAAUAAUAUAGGAGGAAAACUGGUUCCAAUUGAUUCGCCUUCUUUUCAUUGGAAUAUAUACGAUUGUAAUCGGAAAUUAUUUCCCGUCUACAAUUAACACCUGGGAGCCACGUGGGCGUGAUGAGAUGACCCUGACCCCGAAGUAUUGUUUUUUUUUUGUCUAAUCGAUUUAACAUAAUUGUAUAGUAUUCAAUUAAUAGGUGUAAAUAGCCGCGUAUCAGUGGCGGAUUUACAGGAGGAGGGGUAUGAGGUGUCUGGACUUCCCUCAGAUACCGAUGUAAUUACAAUAAAAUGUCGUCUAAAAAUGGGGUAUCUAUUAAUAAAUACCUUUUAAAUACAUAUGAUUUUUUUGUGAGUAUUCAAUAUUCAUAUUUAUAAACUCGAUGUGGUAUGUCUUGAAACCUGUUUUAGACCCUAUCGUAAAGUUAAGGGUCUAUCAUUAAUAUUGAUUAUUAUCUAUUACGAGCUGUCCGCUCGGCUUUUUCUGUGAAAUAAAAAAAGUUUCUAAAUAAAGUUAAUAGAUAAAUUAUCAUUAUAUGCUAUUACAAUAAAUACUUGCAUAGCACAUGGAUUUCAGUACAAAAAUUAAUAAUACAUUUUUUUUUUCAUCCUUGUUACCAAUUAACUAAAAUUAUUAGAUUUCUAUAGUAAAAAUACCCUGAAAUUGAAUUUUAGGAAAUGAUAUUCAAUAGAGAGUGAAUUUCAAUAGUCCUUACAUUACAAUACGUAGUAAACAAGUUUCUUUUCGAAGAGUGGUUUAUAGACACAACUAAUGAAAAAAAAAGAAACUAUGCAUCGUAUAGUAAAACCAAUAGAUCCCUUGCCACACUCCGAAUUUAAAAAAAUAGUUAUAAUAAUAAUUGUAUAAAUGUGAAAUUCUAUUAUAUAUAUAACUAAUUAUAUAUUUAAUUAAUAACUAAACUACUAUAUACCUAUUAUAAGCAAUUAGGUAUACAAAUAUGUUUUUUUUAAUAAGUCACUAAAUAUAUUCAAUUUAUUACCGACCGAUAGAAUUAUUUUCAAUAUAAUGUACUGUAGUACAACGUUUAUUUGUGUGUAUAUUAUAUUGUCAGUUCUAAAUUUAAGAAAAUUCCAAGUAGACAUUACUUUUUUUUCUUUUUUUAUUAUACCUAUUAUGGCCUAAAAUUUUUUUUGGAAAUCGUAACAAGUUGAAUAAUAUUGUCUGUGUUAUUUUAAUCUUACAUGGUUCGUUAUAUGUUAAGUGUAAACUCAACAUGUCUAAUUAUUAUAAUAGUCUUCUAUAUGGCCACCCAGAUUUUUAAAUUCUAUAUUUAUUCGUUUUUGAAAUUUCAAAGUAGAUUAGGUAUUAAUAAUUGUUUACAUUCAAAAUAUAUAUGUGUAAACUAAAAAAAAAUUUAAUUUUAAAUAAUAUAAACAUUAUACAUUGAUACUUUUAGGGCCUAUACAUAUUAAUUUAUUGUAUUAUUGUUUUCUUAAUAAUAAAUUUGAAUUUAACUUGUAAUAAUACUAUUCAGGUUGAAACUGUUGAAAGUUAAUAAAUAAAAAUAAAAAUUGAUUGAGUUUCAAGACAACAAAAUAUACUAUAUGUCCAAACAUAGAUAAAUAGGAUAGAUCUUAGAUAUUAAUUGGUUAACACUGUAUAUUAAACUGUGUUUAAUGAUGUAUAAUAAUAUACUAUCAGAUUAAUAUUUUUCAAGUAUAGAAUGGUUGAUUGAUUUUUUAAACGAAAAAGAAAACAUUUGGUUUUUCCAUAUAUGGACAUGUUAAACGAAUAUUUACGUUGAAGGGUACUUGGUCAAUUAUUGUACUAUAUAGGUACCUCCUAAAUAACAUUGGAGCCUAUAUAUACAAUUCGCAUAAUAUACACAACGUGAUUGACCCAGAUAAAAAUCGUAUAGCUUAUUAUUUGUUUACGUUACACAAAUAUGAAAAAAAAAAAAAUCUUUUGACUCUGAAAAAUUGUUAUGAAAUGAAAUAUUAUUUAUAAUUGUAUCAUUGUAAAACAAUUAUUUGGUACUGAAUUGAAUUUUUAAGAACAAAGUAUUAUUAUUCAUUAUAUUUUAUAGUAGGUACCGAUGUUAGAAAGGGAGCGUAUCGAGGGAUUUAUUGAUUUGUAUUUUUUUUAUGUAUUUGUAAAUAACUUUUCUACCAGAAAUGUGGCUCUAAAGUAUAGAAUAUAGUAUCUUUUCUGAAAGGAAAAUUUUGUCCAGUUGGUGCAUUAAAGAGGUCAUUUUUUUGAUUUUCCAAGGAGUGUUCGGAAUAAUUUGGUAAAACACGAAAGAAAAUUAUAGGUAAAACAGCAAAUAUUCACAGCGCCGCGGUUUCAUUACCGAUUUCAUUGUUUUUAAUUUUUUGCAAUGCAUGUUUUCUACUAGAAAUAUUGCUUCAAUUAAAAAAUAAAAAGAUAUCUAGAUAUUAAUUAAAAUUGUUGGACUAAACAGAAAUGCUUGAAAGUUUGACAAGAAAUUCAUUAUAAGUCAUACUAAGUGGCAAAAAAUUAAAAAAAAAAAUGCCACAUUACACUAAUUUUUUUUUUUUAUAAGAGUUUUAAAAUCAAAUUUUGACGAAAAUCGUAAUUAUUACCACCUUUCAAAACAUUUAUAACCAAAAUUCGUCCGAAUGGUUUUUGUUAGCAAUAGUUCAUCGUAUGGUUACAAGUUUAAAUUAAAUAACUUUAUUCAUCCCACCUACAUCUGUCUUCAGUGUUAAUUUUUAUUUUCUAAAUUAAGUAUGAAAUUUACAAAGUAAAUUUUUUUAGUGAACUAAAUUAAUAACAUAUUUGAAUACUUCGUUUAUUUUCCCGCAUAAUAUACGCCAUAUAUCUAAUUUUCAAAUCGAAUUUUAUUCUAUGAUAAAUUUGGUAAACAAAAACAAUUAUAUUUAUUAUGCGAGCUCAUUCAGUAUUUUUAAGAAGAUUUAUACAUAAUUUGCAAAUAACGUCUGUUCCUACGGAAAAAUAUUGUAGAAAGUUUUGGUAUUCAUUCAUGUUUGUCUUAUGUAAGUGGGUGUUUGGCGAAGGUCGAUCGGAGACCACAUGGAGCACUCCAUAUAAGGUUAAGGUGUAGGUAAAUAGGCCUCGCCCUUCACUUUACUUAUUAGCUUAUUUAUGCUGUUAAUGCUGCUGGAUGUGCUUUUGUGAAUCGACCAAAAAUAUAAGUGUAAUUCUAUACACCAUCGAUUGUUUUAUGUACUGUUACAACAGGCGAAUUAUAAAUUAAUGUUCCAUUCUAACCUGGCCUGUUUAAAUAUACCUAUAUAAAUACAAUUUUUAUUUUAAUAAAACUCGAAUUCUAUUUAAAAAAAAAUUCGUUCUUUGACUCCGUUAUUUUUAAAUUUAAUAAAUAGUUUAUAAUUAUGUAUUCAGUACGUUCUAUUAUUUUGUUUAGAUGUUUAUUAAAAUAUUUAACCCACGACUUGUAAAUUAAUCAUCAAACAGAUAUAGAAUAUAAUUAUAAUAGGAUAGUUCUAAAUGAUAUAAGCUUUAGAUUAUAGUAAAUAUUACAAUAAUAUAAAACAAAUCUUCAUUAUAGAUACGUCAUAUUUUAUGAAAUGUUACAACUUUGUAGUAUCUACUAUUCUAACACACCAAUAUAGGCAAUUCAUGUAUAAUAAAUCUCCAAUACACAUUACACUGAUUAUUAUUACUGCAAAAUAAUAAAGGAAUCAUGCAAUACUUCUAUCUAGUGACCUUAAAUUGACAUGGGGAACUAGAGAAUACUUAAAUACACGUAAUUACAAAAUUAUUUUUUUAACCUUUACAGGUCACAGUAAACACAUGCGUGAUAAUAGUUGCAUUAUUUUUUUUUUAAUUUCACCCUAUUUUUACAGUUUUCAUUUGAAAUUAUUUUUUCUAAACUCAAAAUUUAUCACAUUACAGUUAAAAUUUGAAUUUUUUUUCUUAAAAAAAUGAUAUACCUAAAAAAUAGUUUUAAAAAAACGGACAUACUUCACACGAUGGGUGGGCCACUGUUGUCUGUGAGUUAUUGAGAAAAAAUGAUGGGUACUUAAGUUGUUUAAUUUGUACCUCUAACCAACGGUUAAUCAUUGCUAACGAAAAACGAUUCUGAGUGGAGUUUGGUUAUAUAUAUUUUAAAAGGCAGUAAUAUUUACGAUUUUCGGCAAAAUUUGAUAUUUAAACUAAAAUAAAAAAAAAAUUCUACAUUAUAUUCAUCUUUUUUUUUUUAACCACAAAGUACGACUUUAUAAUAACACUUCUGUUAUAUUUUCAAGCAUUUCUGUUUGGUUUAACAGUUUUAGCCCUAAAGUACCUACCGAAUAAAUAUUACGUGAAAAACUCGCAAAAUGAACAUUUCUAUAAAAAGCUCAAAAAAAACAAAAUGUUUUGAAAAUUUUACCACUGAUAUAAAAGGUAAAUAUAAGUUUUUGUUAAAUUUCAAGUGCCUACGAAUAUUUUUAACUGUAUCACAACAAAACAUAAAAUUGAAAAUAAUAAAUUUCAUAAAUUUUCCCAUUUUUCCUACGUUUUUUUUUUUUUAUUGAAAAUGACACCUAAAUACAUUUUCCUUUCAGAAAAGGUAGGAAAUCAGAACAAGAUUUCUGGUAGAAAAAUGGACAAACUGCUCCCCAAAUCGGAUCUUUUUUGUAGGGAGUCUCACAAGUUAUAAAACUAGAUACUUAGUUUAACUGAACACCGAACAGGCACCGGAAUAUCGAAACUGUCCGGGCGAAACUUGCAGAACAGUUUUGGAAACUCUAUUGGUGUAUUACUAUAUUACUAGCGCACAUCUCGUAUAUUACUUAUAUUAUUAUGAAGAUGAACACGUAUAGAAAUUAUAAUUUUUAAUAGCUUUGUUUCUUCUUCUCUUUUACUUGUAAUCUGUACUGUACUAUGGCCUUGAGGCGUUGAUAUAUACAUAAAUAAAUAAAUAAUAUCUUGACGACGGUGUAACUUUUGAUUACACAGCCCUCGCUAAUUUCAGUGGUACCUUAGCGUGCGUGCGUGCAUGAGUGCGUGUGACGCUAAGUUUGGACUUGGCGACCGUGUGUAUAAGUCUGCGACGGAAAUAGUCACUCGUACGAUUACCGUCGCCGCCAAUGUGCCGUCGGCUGUCGGAAUGAUAUAACGUUUCUUCGGCUGUACAGCGGUGAUGCGGCGGGUAGAAUUGUAUAAAAACAUCUAUUUCCAUUCAAAAUAACUCAACCGAAAAAAAAAACACAAACAAACGUUAUUCAUAAAAUCUAUGUCAAACAAAUUCGUACCUAGGUGUAUAGGCAUGCCCGUUCCGUUUCAAUAGAUUGUCUAACAGCUACCAAUGAUAGGUGAUUUCGGGUGACUUUAAAACCGAUUUAGCAAUAUCAUAACGGUAGUGUAUUUUAACUCGGAAAACCAAGUUUUGAGAAAAUCGAGUUGAAAGAUUUUAUACAUUGUUAAAUAACAGAAAAAAAAAGUAGUUUUUUUAUCGUCCGAUCGUCAUACAAUUUUGGAUUUCUAUUAUUUCAUGAGAAAUUUACUUAGAUAGUUUAGUGGACCAGCACUCACCAUUUAAAUUAAUUUUAAUGCAGCAGUAUACUAUUGCAUUUAGAACAAUUUAUUUCCCUUCAAAAUUUAAUCGUCUCGUGUGUAUAUUUUACAUAAUUUGUUUGAGUUAUACACUAUAGUAUAUAGUGGACUAUAGCACAAACUAAAAUAAUACACAAUAUUGCACUUACAGCAACCUAUUAUUUUCUUUAAUAAUUUUAACCUUUCCACAUUUUCUCGUUCAACUUAUUUAUGAGAAAAUACGGUAAUGUUAGUGCAUCUUAAAAACUGCAUUUUUAUUAUAGGGAAUGUGGUAUAACUCAAAAUCGCAUUUUUUGAGUUAAUAUACACUACUGUUUUGAUUAUGAGAUAUGAUGACAAUGAAAACGAGAACUAGGUGCAAAUAUAAUGACAGUAAGUCUAAAAGUAGGUUUAAAGUAGUUAUACACGUAUGAUGUACUCGUAUAGAUAGUACCUAAAAUUGUAAUAUUAUUGUUUAAACAUGUCAUUUUUUUUUUAUUUACAUAUAUACGAACAUGUAGACUUUUUUCCUAGCGACGCGGGCACGUUCAGAGGAAACGCUUAAAAUAGAUUGCUUCGGGGUAACCAUCUUAGUAUAACUAUAUCACGGUAUAUAAGUACUAACCUAUAACAGCUUCUGUAAUAAAUUAUUAAUGCACGUAUAUUAUGUACCUUUAUAUUUCCGUCAAUUUAUAUUUAUUAUAAAAAUAUAAUACAAAAUUACGAAUUCUAUAUAGACAUUCAAUUAAUCAUAAAAAAAAAUACAAUUUUUUCGCUUUUAUAGGAAAUAAUACUUUAAAAAAUAUGUAAGCAGUUAUAAUAUAUACAGUAGGUAUAUAUAUAUAUAUUAUACGACUUUAGAGAUGCCAUAUGUUUUGACGUAGUAUUGUUCCGAGUAAACAGCACACCGUGUCUUUUACUUCGUGAUCUUAUAUUAUGUAAACAAAUUUUGUGGAAGAUAAUUUUGUAUGUCAAUUGGAAAAUAAUAUUUUAAUGUUCUAAUAAUAUUUGGCAAAAGAAACGAGAAAAAAUAUGUUAUAUAGCUACAGUCUAUAUAAACUAAAUUACAUUUCCGUUAAAUUGACCAAAUUUUUUAAUUGAACUUGUUUAAAUUAUAAAGAGUUUUAGAGAUCAUAACGUGAUCGUAUAAGUAACUAAAAUAUAUAAUACAAUAUAUAUAUAUAUAUAAUUUAUUAUUUUUUAUUUUUAACUAAUACAUAUUUUGGUUUUACUUUUAUUCAUUGUACUCGGUGUAUUAAAUAAUUCUUAUUUUAAUUUAAUGAGAUAAUAAUACAUUAUUUUAGAUAGGUAUGUGUAACGUGGACAACAUUAAUAAUUUGUUUCAUGCGCCUUAAAUAAUUCAACUACUCACCUCUAUUUCCGCUGCUAAUAAUACACGUGUCUAUCUGGCUAAAUGUGUUACCACUGUUGAGCCAACUUUAAACAUGUGGUGUAAUUAGUGUAUAUCCCUUAGACCACUUCUUACCUCUAUACAAAAAUUUGAAGUAUGUUAAAAAGUAAUUGACGUAAAAUCAUGAUGAAUACUAUACUGAUAUACUUAAGUUGUAAUUAAUUGAGUUUCAAAUUAAUUUAUUUAAUGCGAUCUCUAUGUAUUGAAAUAAAAUAUUUGAAAAUAAAUUAAACAUAUGUAAUAAUAAGUUAAACACAUAUUGUACAUUUGAAAUUAUAAUAUUUAUUUUAUUUUAUUCUGAAUAGGGAAGAAGCUAUUUUUAUCUAGAGUUCUAGGAAAACUCUUAUUUGAUUAUCUAGCAAAAAUGAUCCAACAUUUUUAUACCGUAACUUACCAUUAAUCACAUUAUAGCCUAUUACCUAUAAUGUAAAGUAUGUGUAGAUUUUGUUUAAAACUUUGUCAAGUCAUAAACAGACGCCGUUUACUUUAUUUUAUAAUACUAUAACAUUUAUAUUUUCAGUAGCACCACCGUUCAAAACAACUAUCAUAGAUUUUUUUUUUAUAUUCGUAAUUGUAGAGGGUUUAGAAUGUUUUUGAAAUUAAAAACCGGGUUAGAAACUUGAUAUUUAAGACCCACUGGGUGGCUUGUCGGUGAAAUAAGACACCAAAAUUAUGAGACUGUUGCUGUCAAAUAUCUAAAAUACUGUAGUAUAGGUACAAAAUUACUAUCUGUAUAAACGCAUGAUGCUAUUAUUGUCAAUACUCAUUAUUUAAUAUGAAAUUCAUUUUUUUUGUAACUAAUAUAUUUAUAUUAUUUUUUUAUCAAUAAUUUGGGAAAAAUAAAUUACAAAUAUAGUAGUUGGCGCUCAAUAAAUUUUAUAUUUGAAUAAUUAAUUUAGAUGUUGAGUAUAGCGAAAUAGCUAUUAAUUUCAUUAAGAUGUGUUUUUUUUUUCGGAAAACACAUUUUCAGGUAGAAAAAAUUCUCCGAUUCAGUAUGUAAAAUAAAUAAACCUUAUAUCUUUUAGGUAGCUACCAAAAUUCCAUAGACAGCAGUCGCUUUUCCAUGGUGCGAAGUAUAUAUUUACAAUUAUAUGAAUUUAAUUAUAAUUUUGGUAAUUUAUAUUUGUGUAAUUCUUUUUCACGGUGGUGUUUACUAAAAACUUAAAUUUUUAGUAAGCUUUUAAUAACCUAUUUUCUUACCUAUAUCUAUCUUUGAUAGUUUAAAAAUGAUUUUGAGUCAUAUUAUAAAAUACUAACUAUUAAAGGUGUGUCUACAAAAAGGUUAAGUAUACAUAUUGUUUUUAAUUUUUAUUGAUAUUAAUUUUUCUAAACAGACAAUAGAGAAUUCAAAAAAUUUAUAUAUAAGUAAAUAUACGUUUUAUGAAAUCAGUAAUUUCCUUAUAAUACAAGUAUAUAAGACUAUUAGUAAAACCGAAAAAAAAAUACAAGCUAUUAAUUGUUACCAUUUACGUCAAAUGGCUGUUAACUUACCAGUAGAAAAGUGGUUUUUUUUCUAUCAAGUACAUUUUAUAGGUACACUGUGUCAGACAAAGAAACAAUAAAAAUUCCUAGAAGGAAAAUAUGGAGCAUGUUCAAUGUAUCUGUUAGAUUCUAUUAUUGAAAAAGUUACAUCGAGUUUUUAUACAAAUUAUUUUCCUAAGAUCUGAAUUGUCACAGCCGAUCCCAUACGGUUUUUUUUUUUUAAAUAAAUACAUAAAACAUGUACGUGUUGUUGUAUACAUAUUUUUGAACAAUGACCGAUCAGUAAUUAUUAAUUAUAUUUUUUCAACACUCACUCACUAUUUAAAUAUUAUCCAUUUUUAAAUGUGCCACAAAAACAAUAACUUUAAAAGAUAGUUUCGAUAUUUUCAAUAGAACCAUCAGUUAUGCGUUAAAGAGUCAAGGUUUAUACUCAUAUCGUAUAAUAUUUUAAUGACGGUUUUGUUCAAACAAGGCUAUAUUUGAAAUAUAUGUAUUUUAUAUACUAUAGACUAUGAACAAAUUAUCAUAUUAAUUACUAAUAAAAAUCGAAUAACAAUCAAAUGUUUUCAAUUGUUAUUUCUAUUUAUUACAUUUAAUACCAGUUACUUACCAAUUUGGUAUUAUUGCAAAAUCGAAGAAAGUAAAUUAUGGUUAUUAGGUAUUAGAGCUAGGAUAUCGAUGAAUUUUGAAUUUUUUUCUAAAGCUUACUGUGCGAUGAGCGAUGCUCGUAUAGUAUAACUACAUUUUAUACUUAUUUCUGUAAUUUUAGUAAAAUUAAAUAGUAAAACAAGAACUAUGAAGUACUAAUUAUUUACUAAUGUUGUAUAAUCCGUCAUUCUGAUACUGCAGUUUAUGAAUGAAUACGAUAAAAAAGUUUAAAAUUAUUAUAAUGUAGUGCUAGUACAAUUAAAAAUAAGUGUUAUAUCUCUUCCUUCUCUUCGAUUAGAAUAAUAUUGUUAAUUUGCAAAAAAUAUAAGUCGCAAUAGCUAUAUGGAUAUAUUACCAUGUGAUUUCUGUGAAUCAGAGUUUAAUAUUAUUAAAUUAAACAAAAAUAAAAAUAGGAGAUUCCACUUACGUUUAAUUUUUUUUAAUUCUUAAUGAUUAUAUAUAUACAUAUUUAUAAGCAUGAGCUCAAAUAUAAGGAAGGGAUAGGGAGUUUAGCUCUCAAACUUAGUUAAGACCCUAAAACCAAGUCCUCGUCGAGGAAUUUAUAAGUUUAAAUCAUCAUUUUUUUACAUCAAAUUAAAUAUAAAAAAAGAUGGACUACUUCACACAACUGGUAGGCCAUUGUUGUAAGUAAGAAGUUGUAGUGGUAGGAUAUAAAGGGAAAUUUAAUUUAUAUCCAUACGCAACGAUUAAACAUUGUUAACGAAAAGCGAUUCUAAGCGAAAUUUGGUUCUACAUCAUAUUUCGUCUGUUUUUUUGGUUUUUUCCAAUUAUUUCUAAAACCCAUUAAAAAACAUAAAAUAACCUCCUUAAAGUGCCAACUAGAUAAAAUUCCUUUUCAGAAAAAGUGCAACGCUUGAUACAUUGAAGCAAAAUUUCUGAUCGACAUUUUCUACACAGUAUGAAAAAAAUUAACAUUGUAAAACUAAUAUAUUUUACUUGCUACGCUUCAAAUCUAAAAUAUGUAUUGAUUAUAUUAGCAGGAAAACUUGUUGAAACACAUUGGUUUCACCGUGUACGUUACGAUCAGAAUAACGAAAAAUUAAUAGCUUACACAUUAAACCGUUCCAUCGUCAUAAUCGAUUCGGAAAACAUUACUUUAAGUAUCAAAAAUUCAAAAACAUCGUGAGGUAUAUAUAAUAUACAUAAUAAUAAAAGGGUUUCUUUUGAAACGCAACGCCCUGAAUUAUACACAAACAUCAGGGUGUGGCUUCUUUGACCUCUUCGUGAAUAUUCUAACCACGGAAUUUUAUCACUUUACGAGCAGUCGAUCGGUUACUUUGUUUCUUUUCACGCUGCUUUCUUAAUUUAUUACCUCCACCCGGUGUUCCAUUUUUUGUUCGAUAUACAUAUAUAUUUUUCUUUAACUACAGGAAACCAGGUCACAGACCAUUAAAUAUGACCGGAAGGGUCUUUGUGUUUGGUUAUUGGAUUUCGCCAAAUUAAAAAGAAAAAUCCGUACACCGGCCCUUCUAAAUCAUAAACCCACCCACGUUGUAAUUUGUUCUCAACGGAUUUUUCUUUUUAAUUCAUUAUUUUCUCAAAUUAUUAAAUUCGAAUCAAAAAUAUACUUGUAUAUAUUUGUGAAUCGUAUAUUAUAUAUUGAAAAAUACAUUUCUAUUUAAAUUUAGAAAACAAGAUGGCACAUGGAGAUACAAGUAAAAUAUAUAUAAUAUGAUAUAUUAUAUUAUCAGUAUUACCUCCUUUUAAAACAUUUAUGUUAUCCAUAUCACAUAAUAUGGUAUAGAUAGAUACUAUUAUAAAGACAUAUUGACCUGUCUUUGUUUUUUUUUUCACAAAUCCUAAAAAUAUCCCAAGUUAUAUAUUAUAUUAAUUAUUUUAGAUUCGAAGCGUAGCGAGCGAUCUAUUGGUUUUACUAUAAAUAUUAUCGAUUUCAUAGUAUUUAAUUUUUGCAACUUAUUUUCUACCAGAAAUCUUUGUCUAAAUUUCAAGAAUAGCAUUUUUUCUGAAAGGAAAUUUUGUCUAGUUGGUGAAUAAGAAAGUUGUUGAUUGAUUUUCCGUAUAGUUUUUCUAAUAAUUACGAAAAUUCGGAGGAAAAAAAUGUAGGCAAUAUGGCAAAGUGUACAGCAUUUUGUUUUUUUUGUUGGUAUUCGGUUGAAAAUUAUUGUAAAGACCUGUAGUUUUCAUACGUUUUAGCCUUUUUUAGACGUGUUAAAAUUUUCAAAACAUUCAAACUGUUUUUAGGCUAUUUUUAUGUACUCGUAUUUGAUAUGUUCAUGUUUUUAUAUGUAUUUUUAUUUGGUAGGUAUCUAUUAUUAAAAUUAUAUGACUUAUAAAUGCUUGCAAAUUUAAUACAAGGUACACUAUAAAUUUCACUUAGUGGUCUAAAAAACAAAUUUGAGUUUAAUACAUUAGUUUUUUUUCAUAAGUGUUUUUAGAUCAAAUGUUAACGAAAAUCUUAAAAAUUACGGUCUUUCAAAAUAUGUCUUACCAAACUUCACAUCGAAUCGGUUUUCGUUAACAAUGGUUUAUCGUUGCGUACAGAUAUAAAUUAAAUAACUUUAUAUAUCCAUCUUAAAUCGUUUCUAUAUUUUUGUAAUGUACCUACAGAUGGUGGUGCAUAAUUCUAUUCGCACAAUUUUCCAUUUGAAUUUCCCCGUAUUUAGGUUUUUUUUUAUUUUGAUACGCACCGCGCCGAUCAUGUCAGUGUUUAAAAUGAGGCGUUAAAAAAAAUGGAUAAAACUCGAAGAAAUCACGUGCGAUUUAUUCGAUGAUCAGUUGUCUUUAAUAGACCGGCAAAACCACUUACUCGCCCGAGGCUAUUAGCGCCCUGGCGUCUCCUAUUGGCGCAGCGCACGGUUUACACACACCGACAGUACUUACAUUUUGUCUCGGUAUUCCAUUAAUUAACUGUCGUUACUCGUUUAAUAGCCGUGCUUACAAAGACCGUGCAGUGUUAUCGUGAUUUUACUCUACUCUUUUAGCUCGUCGAAUUACGUAUAUUUACUGCGUAUACGGCUAUUCGUCUCACACAAUGUCCGAACAACGACGAUCUGUCAAGUUUUUAAAUUUAUACUUAGGUAAACGAUAAAACACAAUAUUUUCGAAAUUGCCAUUUUAAUAUACGUGUGUAAACCGUGGUUUUAUUAUUAUUAUUUUGUUUUAUUGUUGUAUUGAUAACGGUUCAGAUUUUUUUCAUCUACAAAAAAUAAGGAAUAAAAAAUAAUGGAAUUUUAUCGAUGCUUGUUUCUUAAAUUAUUGGAAAAAAAAAACAGUGCUUUUUGAAAUAACGAGUGUUUAACGAUAAAAGAAUCACUCAGUAUAGAUAAUACCUAUGCCUAUGCCACAUAAAUCGAAACUUAUAAUAAUUAAAAUUUGCUCUAUGAAAUCAAUAAAUACGACUUGAAAUGACAAUAUUAAAAAAAAAAAAACUGAGUGUUUAUUGUAUUGUAUAGAAGUAACGAGUACUUACUCGGUACUAACACUACUAACAUUCCUCAGUUAUAAGUUUAUAACUAUACACACAUUUCACGACGUUUCGGGUUACGCUUCGGUGCGUCUCCUAUAGUUAAGACGCGCGCGCUAGGCAAUUUACCACGUUUCCUGUCUGCACCCGAAUUUCGGCCCAAAGCAUGUAGUAAACCAACUGGAAGUUAUAAUAUCAACUGUACAAAACAUGUAAUCAUCACAUUACGCAGUAUAAUAAUAUACACGUACGCGUAUACCAAUAAAACGUGUUGUUUUCGGGAUUAAGCAAUUUUAUGUAUACAUAUUUAUACAUAUUUUAUAUUCACUCGAUAAUAUUUCAAAUAAUGCGGUAAUUUAUAGAAAAACAAUAUACGUUUUGGUACAAUCGGUACCUACAGGUAAUAUACACUGUCACGAUUAGCCAUUUGAUUUAUACGAGCCCCCUUACGUCAUGUUAUCACUAUAUUAAUAAAAAAAAAAAUAAUGUGACCUUUACCGAUAAUAUAUUUCCAUUUACUACCCUAGAAAUCAAAAUCCAAUCACUGCCGAUGAGUGACAAUUUACGUGUUUCUAUAUUCAACUAUCUCGGUAAUUCGAUAUUUUCAAAUAAUACUUCAAUUGUAUACUCGAAGUUUUUCAUCUCGUAUAUGUUAGGACUCAAUGCAACUUUUAACUCUUAACAGUAGAUUGUAAUAUUGUACUUAUUAUAAUCUAAGUAUUAUAUAUAUAUAUACGAUGUGCACACAAUAAUAGUUCUUGUAUAAUAAUGUGAUGAGUAUUAUAAUCCGAAAAAUUAUUAUUCGUGUUUUUUUUUUUUUAUAGGCUAUUGAUCGGAGCACCGGAAGCGCAGACGACUCAGCCGGGAGUCGAAAAAGGCGGCGCCGUAUUCAGAUGUGGCACGUCUAGGGAGGACUUUUGUGAGAAGAUACUGUUCGACAAGAGAGGUGAGUUUAGCAAAGAAUAUAAAUACAUUUAUAAAAUGUGCCGCCUCGGUGGCCAUUAUAUUAUUAUUGGACACCCUAUAAUUUACGAUUCGUAUUGCUUAUAAAUGUGUACCUAUACUAUAAGUAUAAUAUAAUAUACUAUACGAGUUACACGGUUAUGAAGACAUUAAAAUUUAUAAAUUAUAAUACCAUAUAUUACCUGACAUUAUACUGUAUACAACAUAUAUAUUAUAAGCGUUGGAUUAUUAUUCUUACGCAUAUGUUCGGACUGUUUGUACGCGUUUGUUGGCACAUAUAGAACGUGUUAUACAUUUUUUUUAGAUUCUGAGCAUAGCGAGGUAUUAGUUUUACUAUGAUAUGUAAUGCUUAUUUUGGUUUUUAUUGACUGCAAGUAUGUUUUCUAUCAGAAAUCUUGCUCCAAUCAAAAAAUGAUAAGAGACCUUUUUUGUUGCAUUUUAUUGUAUAGCCAGUUUUUUCAUGGAUAUUUGGUUAUUAUUACCAACUAUUGCGGUGGCAGUACUUAGACGGCGUAUUUUGUCUAUGUAUAGCUUAGGUAAGAUUUAGUAUUUUUACGCAUAGGUACGUGUGUGUGUGUUAUAUUAUUGUAGUGUGGUAGUAUGCGUUCAAUAUUUUCAUAUGAAUGUAUAGUUAUAUGUGAUUGAACAGAUGGCCACGGAAUGCAAAGCCGCGAGGCCAAAACGAAGUAAAAUUUAUUAUAUUAUAUGGAAGUCCGCGUUGCGGCGAUUAAAAUUUAAAAGGUAUCGUGAUGUGGUGAUGGCCUGCGAGUAUAUAAUACGAUUGUUUCGCGGACGAGAGAUGGACGGGGACCUAUAGAAAAACAAAAUGAAAAGGAGAAAAAAAAGUACCGCGAUAGUCUGGUUUUUAUGAUUGUAGCUAUAUACGAUGUGGAUCGGGAGUUAAUGGACUUGGCGAAGAAUAUUACUUACUUACGAGGGCAAGAAAGCGAGAGAAGAGGAGGAACACAGAUAAAUUCAUCGCAGUAACCUAAUGUACCUAUAUAUAAUUAUUAUAUUCUGUAUUAUUAUUAAAUUAAAUAAAGUCGUCGUCGGCAACCAUAAUAAACUCUUUUAUAUACCUAUUACGUAUACGCACAUCUAUAUACAAUUUCGUAAUUAAUGAAACUUUUUUGACUGCAACAUCUCCGAUUAAGGUGUUCGGAAAAUAUUUCUUUAGCCUAUAUAUAUAAUAGUAGAUAAGUAGUUACCAUAAUAAUAUCUACUGCAGUUACAAAAGGUAAUGUUAUAGCUAAUGUAUUAUAUAGAUAACCUAUUAUAGGUAAUAUCUAAUGAACAACGAUAUGAAUAUAUAAUAUACAUUUUAAUAAACAACAAUAUAUCUUAUACUAAAGAAAACUAGUGAUGAAUUAUCCAAACAGUUACUAUCGAACUAUUCGAUAGUUGAUCAAAUUCGAAGGGUUCAAUCAUUUUUCGAAAUAUUCGAUAGUUUUCCUGAAUACUAUUCGAUCAUGGACAAAAAUAUUCGAUAGUUAAUUCAUACUAUUAAAAACUAUCGUUAAUAUAAUCUAUUUAGAGGCAUCAAUCAUUAAUAAAAACAGAAAAACGGUAACAUAUAGUAUUCUUUUAACGCUAUAUUUUACAUUUUCAUAUUUUUAUAAAUCAAAACAUCAAAUAACAAUAUUAUUUGAAAUGCAUAUCUACUGAAACUCUGUAAAAAUCGUGAAACGAACUUCUAAUAGUUAUAUUUUAUUUAAAUAACUAUAUAUAUAUAUAUAUAUAUAUAUUUAUAUCGACUCUAUAAAUUAUCCAAAAAUUUUGUACACAAUUUUACUAAGAAAUUUGUUUUAAAAAUUGUAUCUUAAAAUUAUGUAUCAUCACGUUGUAUAUUUACAUUGUUGGCACCAUUUCAAAUGGUGAUGCCAAAUUUUGCCAGACUGAUGUUAUACUACGUAUCGAUUUACGUGAUGAUUUUGUAGUUUAGGUAUUAUUUUUUAUGAAACCUAUCACGAUUUUGGAAAUAUGUCAAUUUCAUAGAAAAAAAAAAACAAAUUAUAAUUUACCCCGGGUUGUGAUAUGACCACAGAUAUAGAUAAUACGAGUAAUAUACUAGGUUACUAAGUUACUAAGGUUACUAACUGCUGUAAUUCAUAUAUUUGAUUUAAGCCACAAACCAUCGCCAUUUUUUUUUAGAUCAUGGGUGUUAUCACCUAUUUGUCUAUAGAUCACUAUUGUGUUUGUUUUUUUAUCGUUUUUACUGUGGUCACCAAGACUGUGAUUGGCGUAAUUAUGUCUAAUGUUAAACAUAUACUAGCUGUCCUACCCGGCGUUUUUUGUACCAAAAAACGUAAAAAAUAUGUCAUUUGGGUUUUUUGCUGUUAUUCAGUCAAAAAUUGUUGUAGAAAUCUGUAGUUUUCAUAAAAUACUUGUAUUGACCGGUUAUAGAUGCGGUAAAUUUUUCAAAAAAUUCAAGCUAUUUUAAGGCUAUUAUUAGGUAUUUGAUAUUUUUGUGUUUUUAUAUGUAAUUUUAUUUAAUAUAUAUUUGUUAUUUAAAUUAUAUUGCUUAAGAGGAAUCCUUGAAAAUUUAACACAAAGUACAUUGUAAGUUGUACUAAUUCUAAAGUACAAUUUUGAUUAAAAUACAUUAGUUUUUUUAUCAUAAGUGUUUUUAGGUCAAAUUUUGAUGAAAUUGUAAAAAUUACGGCAUUUUAAAAUAUGUCUUACAGAACUUCGCUCUGGAUCAGUUUUCGUUAGCUAUGGUUUAUCCUGUGUACAGAUAUGAAUCAAAUUAUUUUAUGCUUCUUAUCUCCCAACUACACACCUAAAACAGUGUCUGAACCCGUCUCCAAUAUCAACUCUUUUUUUUAUUAUUAUUAUAAAACUGUUUGUUUAUUUAAAUGAUACUAAUUAUGGCUUUUGAAUUUAGGUAUACAUCGUUGUUUUCAUAUAAAAAAUGACCAAGUGGUUUAUAAUAUUAAAUUCGAUAAAUUUAGAUUUAAAUUGUAUUAAAUUUAUUUUAAUUAAGAAUUAUGUGUUAAAUGAUUCCUAAAUUAUUUAUGAUAUCAUUUGAACAUGUUUUUAGUACAUAAUAUAUUACAUAUAAGAAAUAAAUAAAGCAUAAAUUUAAACAUGGGUUUGCGCAUGGUCACUUUUGAUCUGAUGACGACUACAAUAUAAUGUAUUAUUUUUCUUUUGUUAAAAUACAAAAUUAAAUACAUAAUAACUGUUAAAUGUUUUCUUUUUAAUUUUCUUCUUUUUUAGGGCCUUGUUGUUAGUUUGGUUCCUGGGUCUCUAUAAAUGUCGUAACUCGGGACUGCUUGUGUGUACUAUGCAAUCCAUAUAAUAUAUAACCUUCCACAACCGUCGACUAUUUAAAUCCAAUUAAGCAUUCCGUUACGUUUGAUACACGACAUUGUUAUAUUAGUUUACUGAAAAUGUAUUAGAGUAUUGCGCAUGCAGUUUGUCAAUAAACGAGUAUGAGUACAUAGUACGACGCUUAUGUUAAUCAACCACUUCCUGUCUUUCUUGCGUGGGCAUUAGUCAAAUAGGACUAUAGCGAAAACAUAUGAGUGUAUACAGGGUGAUCAAUGUAAGACAUUAAUUAUAUUUAAAAAUAUAAAUUUUCUUCGGAAUUUGUUUUUUAGAACAUUUAGAAACAAGCAGCUCUAAAAUGUCCUAUUAGGUAACGUUAUUUUGUAUCAUCCUUAUUUUCGAAAUGAAACCACUACCCGCUUUGAUUUUCAAAUAGCAACCUAUAUUAAAAAGACGUCCUAGGAUAAUGGGGUCAGGUGCAGCCAUUGUUAUAAGUUAUUUAAUGUAUACCUGUAAGCAACGAAAAACUGAUUCUAAGCGGAGUUCAGUUGAUAGAGAUAUUUUGUCAACAAUAUAUAUAUAUGUCAUAUUACGGUAAAAUAAUUAGAUACGCAUUAUAUAUUUUCUUAGAUAAUAUUUGUUUAAUGUACCGAUUUUCCGGUUUUUCCUACGUUUUUCCCAGUUUUUUCUAUGUUUUUCAUAUUUGUUGGAAAAACUCUUGAGAAAAUUGAUAAAUGACUUUCCUAAGUACCUUACCAGUCAAAAUUUCCUUUAUUUUAUUUAUUUAUACUAAAAUUGAAUCGAUUUACUUUCGGAGAUUAACGAGUGUCCGACGUUAUGCCGAUCACCCUGUAUAAUGUCACCAGUUUAUUCCGAUGACUGAAAUGUUUGCUACUCUUCCGAUCUUGAUAACGUAUAAGUAGCGGAAUAUUAUACCCGUACUGCGGGAAAGUCUAAAAGACAAAUAACGUAUAUGCCACCGCCGCCGCAGUCAUCUGUAUUCCUUUCGCGUUCACUCGUUCCCCGGUUUAUAUUAUAAUAAUAAUAAUAUAAUACAACCCGGUGGCGGCACAUUAAUAUGCAUACCGUUUACCCCCGUUGUACAUAAAUUUAUAGUGUCUACGGUGAUGGUAUCUGUGGAAUAUCUCAACACCCAUAACGCACCCCGUGUAUAUAUACAUUUUUUUCCCCAGUUUUUUGUUUGUUUUUUUUUUUCUUAAUGGCACACCGUUAAAGUCUCCGAUAAACGAUCGUAUACAAUUAAAUAAUAAUAUUAUAGUCCUGCGUUCGAAUACACGUAAACAAACGAAAACAAAUGUAAUAAUAUCUUUUAUGAAAUUCUGUGGGCGUGAAUCAACGAUGAAACAAAGCGGUGAGGUCGUCGCGUUUAUAUUACGGUGAGAUGUCAUCGUCGGAAAAACCAUCAUUAUUCGCCCGAGGCAUGACCAUCACUGCAGCUGGUGCGCGAUGCUUUAUUGUUUUUUCGUGGAUACUAUCGGGGUUCGGGAUAAUUUUAUUAUUGUUAUUUUUUUUUUUGGCGUAAAAUCAAGUACAUUGUGAUUAUACUUUAUAAUAUGGAAAUGUAUUAUGUUAACUAUACGCUACUUUAAAUAUGAAAUUUGAAAGCGCAUAUAGUUUUUAUCAGACUCGUCGUAGCCAGGAAUUUCCAAAGCGAAGUGUUAUGAAAACUAAAAACCUUAAUUGAAAUUUUUUUUUAUCAUAUCACAGUAGGUAUAUAAAUGUCACUAAAUAUUUUGUAUCUAAUAUUUAAUAUCUUUAACAGAUUGAAGAAAAUGCUCCGAGAUAGAUUCAUAUCUUAUCUAUUUCGAUGGGAAAACGGUGAUCGUUGUGAACGGUUUAAAUUGGUCAUUGUUAACAAGAUGUUAUGAAAUUUACAUAUAGUUACGUAUAUUAGGCAGAUUGUAAAAUUAUUCAUUUAUCACCUUUUUAUUAUAUACCUACCAAUAAUUAAUAAACAUGAUCAAGGGAUGGGGUUUUGAUACAGCCGCUACACACCUCUCGCUAUGCUACAACUUUUUUAUUGUAGUUUUUCUGUUAUUAUUAUUUGUUUACACAUUUUAUAUCUUGUGACCAUGCAUAUAGAAGAUAACCUGCAUCAAUAAAAAAAAGGUUUUUUUUCAAAUGACUAAUGUGCGAUAAAACUAACAUUAGAAAUAAUUUCGUUUUUAGAUUAUUUUUGUUCAUUAAUAUUAUAUACGGAGAUUGUAACCUAUAUUGGUUUUUUGUUACCUACUUGUUUUUUUUUUUCGUUAGGGAUUGGUUGCCAUUUUGAAGAACGCUUUUUCACUUGUUUUAAUGUUUUUAAAGUGCUUAUAAUGAGGUUUUUAUAAGACCUUCUUUAGACAAUUUUAAGUGCUAUGUGUCCCAAACUCUGUAAAACGUAUACGUUAUAGUUAUAUUAAUAGUUCAUUUUAGUAAACUAUAGUUUUACUAACCUACUUGUGACAUAGAUACGACAAAAUCCAUCGAUUCUAUUUAAUUUAUACGCCUACUAUAAUUUCCAUCAUAUAAAUCAUUCAUCUAGCAUGUAUAUGAAAUAUCAUAAUAUGGAGUAUAUAAAUCAAUAUCAUUAAACAAUUUUAAAAAAAUACCAACUACUUAUUACUGUAUGCACUACGUUAAUAGUGAUACGUUUAAUAAAUCCCAGUAUAACUAGGUAUGUAUCUAUUAUAUCGAAUACUUAUAAAAUAAACAUUUUUACCGUCAAUUUUCAAUACUUUCACGUUUUGAAAUGUGCGUUGAAUUACGUAAAACAUGACAUAUCAGUUUCACAUGACUGUUUUAUCGGCUCCAAUAACUAUUAUAUUUACAAUAUGGCAAUACAAUUAUUUGUUCGGUAUCUAUUCAUUUUGGCCGCCAGUAUAUAUAUUAUAAUAAUUCAUUAAUUGUGUGUUUUUAACUUUAUCCAUUGAGAAAUGUUAAAUAAAUACAUAAAUUAAAACCAGUUUUAUCUUAAAAUUAAUUAUUCGUAAUGCACUAAUGUUAAAUAAUAGUACCUAUAUCUAUUGUCUAAUGAAUUAUUGAAAAAUUGGGAAGUUCAAUUGUUUUAGUAAACCUGUUUUGUAUAGUGACCUAUAUCUGAAGUGAUGUAUUUCCUAAUAUCCUUUAAUAUUGUAAUUUUUCGUGAUUUUAUCGAAUUAAAAUAAUGCAGAUACCUUAUUUAUUACUUUGGUUCUCAUAUUAAUAAAUCAUAUUAAAUGUAAAACGGUAAAAAUGAUUAUAAUUUGUAUAAUAAUGUAGCAAUAAUAAAUAAAAAAGAUAACCUUUGUACCCAGGAACUAGGCGCGGUAAGAUUUAGGGCAGAUAUUCCGUACACCUUAAUAUUUAAAAUAAUUUUUUUUUACGAUAUAGUUAUAAUAUAACAGUUUUAAAUAGUUUUAUUCGUCUGAAUAUACAAUACUUAUGACGACUUGUGGAGCGGUCAAGACUGAAAAUUCUUUAUUGUCCGUAUAGAUCAAAUCACAUAGAGACAGUGUUAUGUCUGAGAAAAAUACCAUUCGUUUUAUAUAAGUAUAAAUAGAAGGUACAUAAAAAAAAAAAAAUUACUUAAACGUAAAACGGCACUUGCUGUAAGAUAAAAACGAUUCGGCAUUCAACUGUCGUCGGGCCACCGUACCGCACGUAUAUCAAAAGGAAUGCGAUUUUUUUUUUUAUCAAACCUUGCAAGAUUUUCUUUUUGUUUAUAUUCUUUUUUAAUGUAAAUUUUGCCGAUAAACAGAAUAUGUGGGGCAAAGGAGAAGCGAACAUAUGCAGGUAGUAGCAAGGGGGUAAAAAAACCUGGGUCGUUGAGAAACCCGUUUUUGUAUCUGCUGCUGCUGCGGCUGCUGCUGCUUUUGCUGUUUAUAACCACGUGACGAAUAAACGGUGGAGCAUGUCCAUUUUUUUUCGUUCAAAUCGGUACAUGUAAAAAAAAUCACGUCCCAGACGCAAACACGGAAUCGAUUCCGUUGGCCAAUAGAUCAAGCACGAGACAAAUUACAAAUUGGUUUCUACAGAAUCAAUGUGUAUAAUAUGUAUAUAUGCACACAGGGGACGACCGUACGCACAUCUGUUUUUUUUUUUUGCUUUUCAAAGACGAGAUCAUCACCGUUUUCAUGGUCUGUAUUUCAAGGUCUCGCGUAUAAGUAGGUAUUAUGUAUUUAUUUGUCACAUAAAUUAAAUACAUUUGAAUUGGUUCCGACAAAAAAUAUAGCGGUUUAUUAUAAGACAAAUCGUGAUUGCAUGAUAUUGUUGAAAUAUUGAAAACUGUGUAAAAUGAAUACGAGGUAAAAAAAAAUUCUACAUUUGAUGAAAUAUACCUUUAUGGAAGAAUAACGCCCGUAGAGAUAUCAAUACGAGUAUUUUAAAGAAACCAAGUACCUACUGGGAUACUUGAUUCAAAUUUGUUCAUAUACUGUAACUAAUUUAUAUAUAAAUGAUAAAAUAUAAUAUAUAUAUAUAUAUAUAUAGGUAUUUAAUAAGAUAUUAUUAAAACAAUAGUCAAUGAGUAUAAUGUUAGUUCUUUACUGUAUGUGAUUUACAUUCUAUUUUAUUUGACUAAAUAAUUUAGUAAAUACAAUUGUAUUUACUCGGACCAAUGUUUUUGAUUAGAUUAUUUGAGUGAAAUAAAAAAAAUUAACACGUGUUUAAUAAAUAAUAUAUUAUUAUUUUGUUUUAAUUCGUGUGAUAAACAUGAAUUUUGUUUUGUAAACUCAACAUUCUAAAUGCAUGGAAAUAAUAAUUUUAACAAUAAUAUAAAACACUAUAUAAGGAGAACUUUAGAUGUAUAAUUUGAUUUACAUUACAAUCCUUUAUUGUGCUUAUAAACCGUGUAUUGCGUUAUAUUGGGUUUAAUGUAAAUAAAUCGUCAAUGAAUCGUAAUAAGUAGGAGACUUACAAUAUUCUAAGCAUAGUAUAAAUAUAUAUAUAUAUAUAUAAGUUGUAUUGUAUAUUGUAAAUAUUCAUAAAUAAGACAGUUUCAUAUAAGUUUUUCCUUGUAAGUAUAGUUAUAUUCAACUACAGCGUAUAUUUUUUUAUCAUUAUUCUGUUAUAUUAACCAUAAAACGAGAAUUAUAAUAAACAAAAGUCUAGACAACAUACCAAGAUAAAAAUAUUCGGAAUGCAAUAUCAUACUUAUGUUUCAACAGUAAAAAAAACAAAAUUUUUUCUUAACUAAUAUUGAAUACAGGCCCAUAGCCAAAUCAUCAAGUGAGGCAAGCCAAAUUUUAAGAGAAUAAUAGAAUAACUAUAAUAUACCAUUACAUAUACAUAUUUAAUACUUGUUGGGGGGUAACAAUUAAGUCCAAGGAGCAAUGCCCCCCUUGCCCCUCGUGGAUACGAGUCUGAUUCAAUAUUAAAGAUAUUCAAAUUGAGGUAAUAAUUCAAUUGAAGUAUGUGUAUAAUGUGUACGUAACAAAUGUUAAUAUUGAUAUUAAAAACAAACGGCCAUACUUCGCACGAUGGGUGGAUCACUGUUGUGGAUGAGAAGUUGGGAAUGUAUUCAAUUUAAGGGGCAAUUUAAUGUACAUACGUACACAACAAUUAACCAUUGCUAAUGAAAAACUAUUCUGAGCGGAGUUCGGUCAUAUACAUGUUUUGAAAGGCCGUAAUAUUUAUUAUUUAGAAAUAAUACAUUUUGUAAAUUUUCCCGGUUUUCCUUCGUUUUUUCCUACGUAUUAUGAAAACCCCUCAGAAAAUCAAUGACUUCCCUUAAAUAUCACCUCAGUGAGAUUUUCUUUCAGAAAAAAUGCUUCACUUAAAAAUCGAAGCAAAAAUUCUGGUAGUAAAGUUAUUCACAGAUAAAAAAAAAAUAAACAUCAUUGUAAAACCAAUACAUUCCUCGCUCCGCUGAGCGAAAAUAUCUAAAAUAUUUAAAAAGUAAAAUUGGGAAGUUUUCUUUUAUAUAAUAUUGUGUUUUGGAUUUUCUAUGAUGUUUAUCCAAUUUUUUUUAUUACUAUAAAUACUAAUUAUCACAGUAUUGUUGUCUUUAAUUUUAACAACGUAGGUAAUAGUUUUAUUAUAUAUUAUAAAUUUUGUUUUUAUUCUUAAAAAAAAUAUUCGUAAUCGUUAUAAUAUAUAAAACAGAUUUUUAUUUGUUUAAGAUCCAGCCAAUGCCGUGAGAAAAAUCAUCCCUUCAUAAAGUAAAAAAAACACCCGAGUUUUAAAUUUAGUUUUAGGGAACUAUUCUGGUACUUUUUAAAAUAAAUGCCCUCUUGUUGACAGCUGAAAAUGAAUGAAGGGUAAAUUAUUUUACAUGCUUCAAUGAUUGAACACAUUGUGUUAUACACCUACCUACUUUUGAAUUGAAUUGUACUACGCAGGUAUCCGUACGAAUUCAAUCAAAUAAUAUUAAUAAUAAUAAUUCAACAGUCAUUCAAUAUUAUAUAUAGUUACGUACCAUGACCUGCAAUUACACCCCAAUAAAGAAGGGUAAUAAAAAUGAACUUCGAAUAUUAUUAUUUUCUCUAGGUAUAUACAUCUAUAUUGUUCGGUUUUUUUAUUAGCUUUCGAAAAUAUGGCUUAACAAUAAUAUUAUAUUGAUAUAGGUGGUUAUGAAUAUAGUUAGGUACUAUAAACACAAACCAGCGAUUACGAAUAAUAAUUUAUUAUUAUUAAUAAAAACUCGAUUUGAUUAAAUUUUUAAUCGUUAUUUAGUCUUCUCGCGAGUUUACGAAAUCAAAUUUGUAUAAUAUCUAUAUACGGUAUACCACUAAAUUAUUAAUACUAUUAUACAGAAUAUAAUAUAUAAUUAUAAAGGUAUAUGUUAUUAUACUAAUACAGAUUAUUACCGUAUUUUCCGUACCUAUAUAGUAUAUUAUACAUUUUCGUAUAAUACGUCUCAUAUACCAAAGUUAUUUAGGUCGUAUCUAUUGGCAUUUGAUGUAAUGAUUAGUGAACUUGCGGGUUCGUUAACCUCGAAAGGAAAAGCGUAUAUAAUAUAUAUGUAUAGGAAGGAGCACUGGAGGUAAGUAUAUAAUAUAAGAGAAGGCAGUUCAAAAUAAUAGGAAAAAAACAAACUUGUCGUUGGUAACGGAUCUGACCGUAUAACAUUAUCAUCCGGAUAGUUUGAUGUUCGUCCGUGUAUAGGUACGCAAACAAAACUCUUUUUAUUUAUUCUGCGUACGUAAUACUAGUUGUCCGGUUAAGGAAAAGCGCGUUCUGAGAAGAUGAUAAAAAAAAAUGUCAUACACUACUACUACCACUACGUUGACCGUGCAUAAGUGGUUCGGAUGAUGCUGCAGCAGCAGCAAUGGCUGCAUCAGCAGCACGCAGUAGCAGUUUAUAUAGAAAAGAAGGUCGUCCCGAGUUCUAUGGCGUUAAAAAACACACACCACCACGCAUCAUACGCAUGUAUUAUUAUAUUAUAGUGGCUUGACUAUAUUUAGGUAUUGUUUUUUCAACAAACAUCCACAAGUCCAUAUCUGUGACCCACUAGUCACUAUAUUCUGCGGCGACGUAUUCGAUUAUAUUAAUUUUGUCGCCACCGCCACUGGUACAAUAGCUGUUUCAUCAGACGGAUAUAUAUACCCGGCUGUAUCUAUUAUAUAUAUAUAUAUAUAUAUAUUAUGUAUAUAUAUGUAUAUUAUAACUUCAACCAUAUGGCCAACCGCUAUUGUUAAGCAAAUUGUUAUUGUUGUUGUUUCUCUGACUUUUGCGUAUGACACCUAUGACCCAGCAUUAAAAAAACAAUUCCGAAACGAUCAAUAUAUUCAUAAGAAUCUCAUUAAUUGUUCGUACUUAGAGGUUUAUAAUAUUACUUAUCAACUGAUUUUUAUUGGGACGCUUACAGAUUUAAAUUGAUAUUUUAUGGAACGAGAAAGUUAGUAUAAUGACUUCAUUACACAUAAUUAUUAUAUUAUUAUAAUCGUAUAUGACUAGAAAAUGAAUGAUAGACCUAUUUCAUUUUUAUCGAUAACUAUUUUUUUCCUAUUUUAAACUAUAUGGUAAUUAUGUAGAGACCUUAAUCACAAUAAAAUAUUAUUUAAAUAGGUUCAAUUAAAUAAAACGGCAAAAAAAAAAAUAAAUACAAAAAUGUAUCACUAACUAAAAUCAAAAUAAUUCAUAUUAUUUUUUUAUUAAUUAAAAUUGGAAAUCGUACUUAAUUUGACUAAAAUUCAAAUGCCAGUAUUUUAUAGACAUAAGUAUGUAUUAUAUUUUUGUAAAUACUCGUAUAACCAAGAAUUAAACAUCAAUGCAUUAGGUAUGCAGAAAAAAUUAAACAAUGAGACGGAACAAUUAUUUGUAAUAGUAUCAACUGUAAUAGUCAAUUCUAUGAUAAACAACAGAGGAAAAAAAUAAUUUUAAUUUUAUAUGGGAAAGUUUUUUUUUUUACCAACUAUUCAUACGUUACGGUCUGUUGAACCCUCUAAGUGCGAGCUAUAUGUUUAAUUAAAUGAUUUAUUAAAAAUGUUUUAUAUUAUUAUAAUGUGUUAUAUAGAUUACCUAUUGUUAUAUUUUAACUUAUUCAACUUUUAAACAGCUAUAUAAUUAAAACACUUUUUUUUCAAAAAACAGGAAACAAUAAUUCAACCGAAUUGAUGAUUCAAAUAGACAGUAAGUCACGUCAAUGGUUUGGCGCAACAGUGAGAAGCUCGGGAGACGAUGGAGUAAUUUUGGUAAGUUUUAAACAUUCGUGAUGACUCGCAAUAUACAGUUUUAUAACUCUCAAUCUACAGAAACCUAGUAAUUAAACGGUGCUUAUAUAUUGUGUAUCGUUUAUAUUAAAUUUACUGUUCCUCGAUUAAUUUAUUUAAUUGUGUUUGUCUUAAAUUAAGUUCAAUAAAUAUUUUACUGCUAUAUCAAUAGUUAUUAGAAGGUAUGAUGGGGAUAUAAAAUCCCACUGUCUUUUUUAUAAUGUUAUGCCCCUAGUAAUCAUAUUUGCAAUCAAAAAUCGAUUGUGAGCAGAAGAGUAUUUGUGUUUUUCCUUGUAGCUAAGGUAACCCAAAAUCGACAAAAAUAAAACUUAUGUAUGUUGUUGUUUGUUAUUAGUUUUUAAAUUAGAUAGAAAAAUUUUAGAAGAUUUAGAAACUGUUUCAUAUAAAGUACCUACCAUCGGUUGUAAAAUCCAUGAUUAAUCCAAGCAUAUUUUCAACAAUUUCUGAUUUUUCUGAUAAUUGGUAUAAUAUAGGUAUAUUUUGAUAAAAAAAAAUACAGCUGAUAUCGAAUCCUCUUAAAGUACGAUUUAUUUACGACAUUAUUUUUACUAACCGAAAAAGUAUUUUCCGAGAAAAAUAAAACCGACCUGUAGAGAGAGAAUUAUUAUGUACAUUAAAAAAUUUACUUUUUCAAGUAAAAUUCAACCGUGUAAAAAUUCCAUACAUUAUAAGGUGCUGUGAGAAAUAGUUACUUUUCUCAUCAAAAAUGUGUUUUUAAAAAAAAACAACAAUGCAAUUUUUGAAAAAAGUAUUGCGUGUUUCAAAAAAAAUGUUUGUAUUAAAUACUAUUUGACGGAAAAUUUUAAGUAUAGCAUAAAGGCAUAAACAGAAAACUGUUUUUUUUAAAAAAAAAAAAAAACCAAAUUAAUAAAACAAAUGGGCAGCUUUUUCGCUUCACUCAUAAUCUAAAACAUAGACAUCUAUAUAGAUAAUAGAGGGUGAGAUGGGCUCCACACAAAGUUUACCUAACAUAUUUAGCAUCCACUACAGAAUAAAAUGAUAACUACGCCACUGGGUACCUACCAUAAUAAACAGUAACUAAGUUGAUUUAUAGGUUUAUUCAUAUAAAAGCUAAAAUAAUAUUACAUGAUGUAAAUACGUAAAAACCUGCAACUGUCAUAAACUUUUAUCAAUUUCGGACUUCAUAAUAUUCAUAAUAUUAUAACAAACUAAUUGCACCGAUCUGGUGCAAUAACCAGGCAUUGCCGCUUUGUAAAUUAUCCAGGAGAAUCAAUAAAUACUACGAAGAUGAAAAGUUACAGUUAAUAAAUAAUUUCCAUAAAACUGCAGAAAUGAAAAAAAAAGAAGGCAUAUAGGAACGAAUGUAAAGGGGUUUAAUUUUUAUCCGUAAGCAAUGAUAAACGAUUCCAAAUGAAGUUCGGUUAAUCGUGUUUUGGAAUGUCGUGAUUUUUUUACAAUUUUCGUCAAAAUGUGAACUUAAAUGCUUUAAAAAAAACUAUUACAUUACGCAUAUUUUUUGUUUUUUUACUACUAAAUAUACAACUGAUGAUAUUAUAUUAUCGAGAAUUUUGCUUGGUCAAAAUACAAUUAUACCCACAAAAAAUCAAAUAAGAUCAACAAACUACAAUAAUUUUAAAUGGCCUAAUAGCUUAAAAAUAAUAGCCGGAAUAUUUUGAACAUUUAACCACGUUUAGGAAGGGCUAGUAUAAUUAUUCGGUGAUAACGUUUUUACGAUUAUUUGUAAGCGUAUUAAAAAAAAAAAAAAAAUCAAAACCAAAAAUAACUAAAACUAAACCUCGUAGAUUUUCUCUUUUUUUCCGACGUAUUUUCCCGAUUAUUAAGAAAAAAAUACAUACAAGAAUAAUAAAAAAAAUGCUACCUCAGCAAACUAACUAGACAACAUAUUUUGAAACCAGAAACUUCUUUUGACGUUGACAAUCGGAACAAUAUUUCUGGUAGAAAAGUUAUUUACAGAUAAAAUAAAUCUCGCUUCGCUCAGAAUCUAAACCGUUAUUAAAAUACCUACGUAUAAAGCUAUAACAAUACAAUUAAUUUGGCGAAGAUUAGAUAUGUUUGGCUUUCAUCGCGGUACUCGUCGUGUUAUUGGUCAUCGCGGUCAAUUUUAUAAUAUUUUAAAGCCUGUAGAAUGCUAAUGACUCAUUAAUAUUUAAUAGCGACCGCUCUGUAUCUAUACAAGUGAUUUAUCACGGAAUUUGUCAUGGAGUUCAGGAGAUUUCUUUCCACAGUCGUAUUUCGGUAUAAUAUUUUAUACCUCCGCUGGCUACUGCAGUAAUCAAUCAACAUUGAUUUACCAUCCGAAUAAUAUUAAUGUUUCACUUCUCGUUGGCGCAUAACGAAAUUAUAAUUAAGCGCUGCAUACUAUAGGUACAAAUAGAUAUACAUGCCUAAUAAUAUAAUAUUUCGAUUUUCAUUUUUAAUUACGCACAAUAUUAAUUUAGUAGGAUGCACGAAUUCAAUUUGUCUAUUUACUGGUAUAAAUAUAGGAAUCCCAGGGGGUCUUCUACAUACGUGAUAUUUCCUUCGUCUAUAUACUCAUGUUAUAAUAUAAUUGAGUUGUUGUAAAGUCUGUACUUCAACCCACGCGUACUUGUUCAAUAUUCAUGUUAAUUGGAUUCCGGACUUUUAUGUUUAAAAAAACUAAAAUAUGAUACUAAAUAUUCUCGAAAAUAUAUAUAUAUAUAUACAUAUAUAUAUAUAUAAAUAUUCCCAUAAAAAUUAGAAAAAUAUGUACAUUUUUUUUAUGCAAAAAUAAUCAAUAAACGUCAAAAUAUGCUUAAUAUACUAUUUGUUUUUUUUUCAAAUGUUAUUAAGAUGGAAUACAAAUUCAUUGCAACAUAAAAUAAAAAGAUUUAUGCCAGACAAAAUAUUUAAUAAUUUAAUAAACAAAUACGUUGUUUAUAUCAUUAUGAAAAUGACUGUCAGCAGAUUAGAGCCACCGUAUACUUAGCGAAGACAAGACAACUUAUUAAUAUCAGUGCGUGUCUUUAUUUUAUUCAAAAUGAUAAUGAUAUAUGAACGAUUCAAAUAAAAUUUUACAUGUACCUACCUUAAAAUUUAAAUUUAAAAUAUUUUUUUUGUUUACCUACGAGUAUAUAAUACACAAAAUAUUUUUGAAUACAGUAAAACCCGUAAUAAUUGCAUUCAAGUGACUAUUUAAAAUUAGUCAUAAUAACCGAAGAUUGCCAUUAAAACCAAAAUGAUAAAAUCAAAUUUAAAAAUUUGAUAUUGUAUUAUGUAUAUGUAUUUAUAUGAAUAUUGUAUUACAUUCAAUAUGUCAUAUUUUUAUCACUAAAUCGUAAUUUAAAAUUUAAAAAAAAUUAUUUUUUACUAAUAAUAAAAUUAAAUACAGUUUAAUACAGUCAAUAUAGAUAACAGAUUUUUUCAAUUAACCAAAAUUAACCGGCAUAACAUCCGUACAGUCAUUAUACAGACAUCAUAAUAAUCGAUACAAAUAAGUCCAUAUACAAUAAUAGGAGUUUUGCUGGGACAUUCAAUCUAUAGUUAGUACACCCGAUAUAUUACAACAACUAAUUAUUUCAUUAUAAACGAUAACUACGUUGAAUGUUCCCCAAUCCCUGAAAUAUUUUCAAAUAUGCAAAAAACACUUUUUGCUGUAAACUCGAUGUUUAAUGAAUCGUACGCGUGUUUUAUUCUCAUAAAACUGCAUAUUAUAUUCAAAUAGCUACCAACCAUAAUCACAUUUUACUAAUAAUAUAGGUAUCUACUGCAGUUAGUAUCUAAAUUAUGAUGAAAAUAAGGACAAAGGUAAGGCGAUAAUAUUUUGUAUUUACCGAGGAUGCCAUAGUCGAAUUGUGUAAUUUAAAUUAAAUUAAAACAUAAUUGCUAUACAUAUUGUAAACGUGAUGUCGUUAAAAUUUUUUUUCAAUUACGGAACAUUUUAUACCUAUUACCUAUAAAGUAAUUAAUACUUUCUCAAUGGUCUUAAAAACUUAUUUACCAAUAUUCCAAUUUAGACGACGACCUUUGUGUUUUUUUUCAUUUCAAUUUCAAAACAUCGUCAGUUAAAAUAUAAUUAAUUGAUUUAAUUCAGAUUUUAUUACGAAAUAAUAGCUUAUAUGGGUAUAAUAUUAUGGUUAUUACGGAUAUUUGGUAUUUAUUGUUUACGUUUAUGAGCCAACCGUUUUCCACGUUAUCAAUUAAAUAUCAUAUUUGUUUAGUUUUUUAUUUCGUUUAUUGUUUACAUGUCUAUAUAAUAUAAUAAUGGACCCUAAUAAUAAAAAUAAUUGCAUGUUACACUAUAAUUGCUAUAAAUACUACCGGGAUUUUAAGUAUACAUUUGCAUCGACUAUACUAUGCCUAUAAUAUAGCACACAAUCAAUAACAAUAGUAAUUAACAUUAAUAUAUAAUUAAUACGUUUCUGUGACUAUAGCCUAUAGGCACUUAUUAGGUUAUGUACUAUUUAGUUAUACAAAGUGCUUCUGCAGGAUUUUACGAUUUCCAAUGGACUCCAUGUACCUAAUUGUAUAGAAAAUUGUUAAAUUCUGCAGAUACGCUCUGUAUACGUAUACUAUUAACUAAAACGAUAUAAACAUAAUAUUAUGAUAUUAUUACAUUAGUAUUUUUUGAAACGUUUACAUGUAAGUAUACGAGAUAUCGUAUGAUAUUAGAAUAUACAUUGUUAGAAUGAUAAUAUAUAAUUGUAUAAACAUUAUUGAAGGAUUUAAUUUUAAAAAAGUAUAAUAGGUGGACGGUUGUGAGAAGAUAGGAUGUAGUUAUUUAAUUCAUAUUUUUACGUAAUAAUAAAUCAUUGCCAACGAUUUUGAGCUAGGUUCAGUUAAAUAUCGUAUAUCUUGAAAUAUUUUCAAAUAUAAUAUAUAUUAUCAAACAUUUUGGUUAGACUAAAAAUUAUAUUCACAUAAGACAAAAAAAUAUUACGGGAAAUUACGUGAUUAUUUUAUGUUUUCCAUUGAAUUUUUACUUUCAAUGUAAAACUACUACAUUGUACUCUCAACUUUUCUUUAGACAAUUAAGUACAACUUGUGAUGAAUUUCGUAUAAAAUUGGCAAGCAUUUCUACUCAGCCGAAACCAUUUUAUCCACAUACCAAACCAUGUAAAAACUAAAUAAGAUUAAAUGCCUAUUAAUAAGUAGCUCAAAAAUCUUCAGAAUAUUUUUAAAAUUUUUUCUUUAAAUAUUCUGUGAAAAUUUCUGAUCACGAGAACUAUUUUUAGUAACUAUUAUUAACUGUUAAAAAAAAAGCAAGUAUCGAAAAUAUUUGAAGCCAUUAUUGCUGUAAAACUUUUCCAUUUUUCUUACGUUUUAUCCUAAUUAUAAAGAAAACUACAAGAAAAAUAGAUCUCAAAAUGCACACUAUACAAAAUAUUUGUUUUUAGAAAAGAUGGUACACUUGAAAUCGAAGUAAUAUUUAUGAUAAAAAAUUUGUUUACAUACAAAAAAGAAAAUUUUUAGAGCAGUUUUUAGUAUUUUUGAGAAACUUUUAAGUCACGUUAAAAAUCAUUUUUGGAGCAUUUUUCAAUAGUUUUACCUAAAAUUCAGCUGUUUUCACAUAAUAUCAACGACUAGAAUGAAUUAUAAUAUAAUUUUUUGAUUUUUCAGAAAUAUUUAAAUAACCUACUAUUUAUUGAAUACUUUUUAGGGCAAAAAAUGGGGAUCUUUUGAUAAAAUACAAUAUUAUUUUUUGUUUGUACCACUUAUGAUACAAUUUGAAGUACGCACCUAUACUGAUUUAAUCGUGUGUGAACUCACUGCAUCAAAUGGUUUUUCUAAAUUUAUCUAUUUGAAAAUAAUUAUUUUAACGAGUUAGCUGAAUUGUAUACACAAUUCUGAAAAUCCAUAACAAAUUAAUUAAAUAUAAAUAUUUUCAAAAAAGUAUUAUGUUCAAGCUAAAUUACAUUUAAAAAAUAAUAAUAAUCGAGUAAAAUUCUUUAUCAAACGUUUUACAUAAUACCGAUGCAAUUUUUCUAAUGAUGUCAUUUGAAAAUGUUUGGGUACGCUAAACACUAUGUAAUUAUAUCAUAUUAUAAUAUGUUAUUAUAAAUCGAGUAUUUUAGUUGUAUUGACUAUAUUAUACCUGUAACUAAUUAUUCUUAAUAGGCUAAAGAGCAAACCGUGUUUUUAUAAAAAAUAAAUAGAAUUACCCAUGUAUAAUAUUAUAAUAAUAUGCUCAAUACUUUCAGGAAUUUACAAUCGUUUAAAACAAUUUAUCCGAGGUGUUUAAUACAUACAGUGAGUGUAACUGGCUCAAUAAUUUUCCAUCGUAAUAAUAUGUAGGUACCUACCUAUGCUACAUGUAUAUUGUAUAGUGUAUACGCUGUUCAGUACUUUCUAUAAAACCGUGCGAAGUAAUUAAUACCCAUAACACUAUAGGUGGCAUUGAAAUUCAUUCGUUGUUUGUUAAGAAAAAAAAAAUACAUACAGCCAUAAAAAUGUCGAAGAACGGUCGUAUACGACAUAAACGUAUUGCAGAGUUAACUAUAAAUCAAUUACAACGCCAACGAUCAAAUGUACCAGUAACUAUGUAUAAUAAUAAAGCUGCUGCUUGCAGAGUCUUUCAAGAUUUCAAGGAUAUUUUAAUUUUUUAAAUUUUUAUAUGAUUAUUUUCGCAGAAUUAAAAUGGUAUAAUAUACUAAAACAAUAAUGUCAUGAUGAUAUAUCUACGUAUUAUGUAAUAUGAUGUCAUCUGUACAUGGCUAUAAUUUCUACAUGUCAUGCGUCUAAUAGAUAAUAGCGUAAUAUGCGUCUAAUAAUAGCGAAGCAAAACGGUUUAUUUACAAUACAUAAUACAUGAUUAGACCACGGAUUUUAAAGUUUUAAAAAUUCAUUGAGAAAAAAACUAUUAUAUGAAAUCGAUUGUUUGAAAUAUUUUCCGCCAAUAGGUUAGGAAUUACACUAAAAUCGUUUAAUAUUAAUAAUAAUAACAAACAAAAGGAGCAGCAUCAGUUCCUUUUUGUUUUAAGUGUACCUGCAAUAUUAUGUAUGUGAAGUUGAGAAAAUAGGAUACAUAGAGUUAAUUUAAUUUAUAUCUGUAUUCGACGAUAAAUCAUUACCAAUGAAAAACAAUUCUGAUCAAAGUAUUAUUAGGUAGUCGGAUAUUUUUCUUUGGUGUUAAGCAUCACCACUUAGGUUUUCCGAUUUAUUAAAAAAACUAUAAUAAAAUUAAAAAUUGAACUCCUCAGUACACCAACUAGAUCAAAAAUGUUACAGGAAAAUUCCUAUAAAGUUUUUGAUUAGAACAAGAUUUCUGGUAGGUAGAAUAGUUGUUUACAGACACUAAAAUAAAAAAAAAAAUCAAUAAAUUCCUCAGUUAGCUAAAAAUCUAAAAGUUUAAAAUCUAAAACUAGAAAAAUCAUAUUUAUGCAACUUAAAAAGCUUCAAUUAGACUUACGAAUCGAUUGAAAAAAUAAACAGUUUUUCAAAACUUUAUAGGUACAUAACAAUUUAUUUGUUGAUUACCAUUUUGUUGCAGAUUAACAUUUUUCUUUUCGACUUUGCAUAUAUUUAUAUCAUAUUACCAUAUCGUCACAAAAAUGUAUCUUUUUUUCAGCAUUACUGACGAAAAAGGUCGCAUCUCUGUCUAGAUCAGAUUCGAAAUUAGAGAAAAAGUGAAAUAUGACCUUUUUCGUUGUGGUGGUUGAUACGCAGUGACGCCAAAUACGUAUUUUAGGUGGAUCAUUUGAAAAACCUAAAUUAGGUGGGUGUUUGCUAGCACUGGUUUGUACAUAAAGUUUUUAUUUAGUAGGCAUACUUAUUAUAAUUUGUAUAAAACUAUGAACAUGCCUACAAGUUACAACACCGAUUAAAAGAAAAUACAUUACUUUAUUAACGUGUAGCGUGUGCAUAAGGAUGUUUAAACAUAGAAUAUUAAAUAUUAUGAAUAAUGAAUGCGUGUAGUGUGUCACUGAUACGAUAAGAGAUUAAAGAUUUGAACCAAAUAUAGAAGUUGGAAAAAGUACGAGGAUACGCCUUUUUUUCGUUUCGGCAGACUUUUUUACGCGUACAUAUAUUAUAAUAAUAUGGUAUUUAUGUGUAUGGUAUAUGUGAUAUAUUGUUAUAGAAGAUACGGAAACGAUAUAUUCUUAUACAUACCUAUAACAAUAUAUUUAUUAUGUACGGUGUUUAAAUAGCACUUCCAUCCGAUAGGUUCGCGAUAGUAAUUAUUAAAUAAUGUACUUAUGUAAUAUAUCUAUUCUACCUAUAGAAACAUGAUCAGGUUUUAUCGAAUGCUGCAAUUUUAUUAUGGCCAUAUAAGAGACUCAACCUGUCUGUAGAUGGUUAUUUUUCGAAGAAUUCCGUCAACACGAAUCCGGUAUAGUUUUUUACUAUCACGCGCGUAUAUAGUUGCAUAUCUUUAUAAAAAUAUAUAAAAUAACCCCGAUAAAACACCGUUUCAUCGUCGUCGAGAGAAUAUAAUUAUUGAUGAUUUUUCCUUCUUCAAAUAUUUUAACCGUAUAGAAAAAAAAUCCGUUAUAUCCAUACUCUGUAUUAUAGUAUUAUGAUGGAGUUUUUUUAAUACAUCAUCAUCAUCAUCAUCGUUGUCUAGGAUAAAUAUGAUGUUAGCCCCGUUUCUCUUCGCAGGUGGUUAUUGUCAAAAGUGCUGUUGAGUAUACUAUAUGUUAUUAUUAUUAAACACAUGACGGUUUGGAAUAAUCUCGAUUGUCCGUAUAUUCGAGAAACACAAAAGAUUCGAAAUCUCUUUAGGAAUUGUGAUGAUGGGAUCACCAAAAUUUAUAUAAAUAUAUAUAUACACAUUGCAGCAUUACGGACAAAAAUUACAAUCAUAUUAUUGUGUGUACCGUGAUUUUUCGAAGCGUGCGUUAAACAUUUAUUUACAUAAUUCUUUGGUGUUUGUUUAUUAAUGUUUAUUGUAUAAAAUAUAUAUACACGAAAAAAGAAAGAAACCGAAAGAGAAUCAAUCGUUUAGCGAUUUUAUUAUUUUAUACAGACGUAUAAAAAUAAGAAACAACUAAUAAAACAAUUGUAAUUCCGUGUAGACUUUUUGAUAUUGAAUGUUGCACUUAACCACACUUUUGGCAUAUGCCUACUAAAGACAGAUAUUUAUAUGUAUGUGCAUAUUUUUAUUAGUAGGACGAAAAAAUAACUAGUUUAUACUAAAAUGUGUUUCAUGACCUACCAAUUCUAUACAUAAAAAAUAUAUUUUGCGUAUUUAAAAUAGGGUAAUCGUAUUUUGGGCAUUGUACAUUUUUAGAGCAUAUUUUAUAAUUUUUUUUUUUUAUGGUUACUUUAAAAAAAAAAAAUACUAAUAUGUUCUCCUUAAGAUUGUAACUCAACCAAUCGAGAGUUGUAUAAUAUAGCAUAUAUUUAAGAUUUAUAAAUAAGAGCAGGCGAACUGAUAACUUUAGUACUCGAACCAGGAAAAAAAAUUAUUCUUUUCACUCAAAUUAAUUGUUAUAGGUUUUCCAAUUCAUUGUAGUUUAGUAUAACAAAAUAUUCAUAUUUCCAAUAGUUUUAUUAAAGACAUAUUUGAAUAAUUUAUAUGGUAUAACUGCAUGCAUCAAAGGUCGUACACGAAGGGUUAGGGUUUAUCCCUACCCAAUAUUUGAAAAAAGCAUCAUAUAGGUACUAUAGUUUAAAAUGUUUAAUUGUUUACUUACUAACUCCCCCACCCGAAAUAUGUUCCUAGAAACAGUUGUAUACGUGCCUGCCGUGUAUGCCUAUAUCAUUAUAUUAUUAUUAAUAUAUUUUUAUUUAUCUAUUAAAUAUCAUUCUCUGCCUUACAUAUUACUUAUAAUAUUAUAUCGCGGGUUAUAUACAAACCGCGGCGAAUAUACAUAUGUUCGAUGUAUUAUUAUUGUUGUGAUUAUGAAAUCGGACACCCUCGUCGACUAUAAUAAUAUGUCUAUACGGACCACUAAGUCGCGGUAUACAAGAGCUAUCUACUCCUGGAAUAAUACACGCAAAUAACAUUAUGCGGUUAUAUAGUAGACCGAUGUCUUAUCAUUAUCGUUUUUUGUUAUUAUACACUUGUCCCUGCCGCUGCCGUCACCUGACUUGAAAUACUUAUGAUACUUAUAGUAUAAUAUUAAUAGUAAUAAUAAUAUGAUACUAUGCACUGAAUGAAACAGAAUGCCGCCACGCAUCCGAUCCGGUUUACCCGAGGUCAAAGUGGAUUGUAAAACGAGCAUGUCGCACGCCUGAAGCUCCUCCGCGGGUACCCGCCAUCCACUGCAGUAUACAUACGUAGAUAUAUGACGUUAAAACGACGUAAAAGGCGAUUUUUUUCCCUGCCUUUCUUUUCGCUCUCCAUUGUAUUCGAUUUUUAUUUUUUUACUUACAUACUAUCGUUCCGCGGGAUUAGCGGAGGAGCCGAGGGGAGUGUACGAUGGAGGGAUACCCGAAGAGAAAACUAUAUUUAAAUACAACGACGUAAAACCAAUAAAUAUUAACCAAUGUUGUCGUAUUAUACUAUAUUAUAUAUUUAUACAUUAUACAGGUAGUCGAAUACGCACCUUGCUGCGGUCGUGUGCGGUUUGCAAGAAAAAAACAUUAUACAACUUCUAUGAUAAGUCGUGUGUGAUGGUGGUCGUGCGAAUAUAAUAUCACUGACCCCUAGGUAUAGUAAUACAAUACAAGUGUGCAGUAUGGUCGCACGCAUUUUCCUCCUCGACUGGGAAAAUAAUCUAUUCGAUAUAAUAUAAUAUCCUAAUCCAAAAGCCGCGGUCGUCAGUGACAAAUUAUCGUGAUUGAUUUUAUUUCCCAGUGGCGGCAAUUAAUAUUAUAGUAAAAAUAUACCCGGUUACUAGUUAGGUUUAAAAUUGUCGGUGUAUUCGAGUAGCGUCCAUAAAUAAUAUUUUGUCCGAGUUGCGUCUAAGAUUUUAUCACGACACAUCAGAGUUGCAUCCGCGUUAAUUAUUGAUAUAUACAUAUUUUCCUUUCCACUUUUACAGAUUGAUGAGGACUGUCAUUUAUAUAAAUGAUAUUAUUAAAAAUAUAUUAUAUAUUAUAUAUAUAUAUAUAUACGCAAUUAGUGUGCCAAAAAUAUCCAAGCGAACAUGACGUAAAGACGACUAUUUAACGUCUAUAAUUUCAGUGGCAUGCCCGGGAAUUUUCAAUAGGAAAGAAUGUAGUAAUAAUAAUAAUAAUAAUAAUGAUUUUUGAACAAAUCUUAGAAUCUCCUUUUACUAUGCCUAACUCGACGGUGAAAAUUUAAAAGCCGGAUUGAAAAAAAAACAAUUUUUAUAUAUUUAUAAACCUAGUACAUAGUACCUACAUUAUUUUAUAUUCUGGCCCACUGUGGAAUGAAAGAAUGAUUUUACCCCCCCCCCAGUCUGUACUAUCCCUGCACUGUAUGAUGUUAUAUUACUUGAACUCAACCCAAGCCAUUAUGACUGCUAAUAAAGCUACUAUAAAAGAUACGUGAAACUUUUGUGUUAGAUAAUUAUAUUUUGUAUGGUUUUAAUUCUCCUUUGUUUACAUCAUCGACAUUAAUAAUAUCCACCGAUUUUACCAUACAUUUGCCGAACAUCGUACCUAUAGUUUGUAUUGUUUUAAUUUAUAAACAGUGCCUUGGUUUGGUUAUAGGUUUUAUAACACUAUAGUAAUAAUACAUAAUCAUAAUUCAUAAUAUCAUCAAACUAUUUACCUACUCUUUCUUCACUAUAUAUGCUUAUAACGUAUACGUGUUCAAAAAUAAUAUUUUGGUAAUGGUUGAAGAUGCGUAGUGUAUACGAUAACACGAUGAUGGCAAUAAUUUCACAAAUAAAUAGAAAUUAUUCCUAUAAAUAACCGUAUUUUUUUUUUAAUCUUAAAUCCUUUCGCACGUACCUAUUUUAUUUUUUUUUCAAGUCUCAUCCAACCAUAUGUUGUUUAUACUUCAUUCACAAUUAUUAUUUUGAUCAGUUAUGCAAUAUACAGUUUGUUUUUUUUUUAAUUUUGAUAUUGGCACUUUACCAAAAACUAAAAAAAUAUUAUACAAUUCAUGCUGUAUGUUAAUAGUUUAUGAAUUUUACAGUUUAUAUAUACGAUAAAUUGGUAUGUAAUUAGAUAGUGCAAGCACGACAAAGGGAGUUAUUAAUCUCAUAUGAUGCAUUUUUGAAAUUCCAAUCGAAGCGGAGUAAGGAAUGUAUUGGUUUGAAACGUUUAGACUUCAUUUUAUACGCGUGAAAAUGAUUUUAACCAGAAAAUUCGCUCCAAUUUUCAACAUCACAGUUGAUAGCUACUCGUAGAAUUUGUGAUCUAUGUAUAGUUAGUCAUUUUUACAAUUUCGGUUAUUAAUUAUUAGUUUUAAUAGGUGUGCUUUUUUUUUUUUUGUAAAACCUUUCUACCAAAAAUCUUGCUCCAAAGUAUCAAGCACUUUUUCUGGAAAAUAGUUUUCUUCAUUUUUGGUGCAUUAGGCAAGUCAUUUUUUUGGUUUCAAAGCAGUUUUAAAAAUUGGGAAAACCGAAAAAAAACGAGUAAAUUUACGAAAAUAAUGCUAUUAUUUUCAAAUUUGUUUUUUUGUUAUAAUUUAAUUAAAAAUAUUUGCAGAUACAUUAAAUCAGAAACCUUAUAUAAGCCUUGUAUAGACGUGAUCAAAUUUUCAAAAUAUUUGAUCCAUUUUUGAGCUUAUUAUAGAUAUUUUAAUUUUGUGAGUUUUUUGCGUAAUAUUUAUUCGGUAAGUACUUUGUGAAUAAAAUAAAAUUAGUAAACCAAACAAAAAUACAUUAAAAUUUAACAAGAGGUUCAUUAUAAGUUAUACUUAAUGGUAAAUAAGAAAAAGUUUAGUUUAAUGUAGUAUUAUUUUUUUUUUAAUAAGAAUUGUAAUAUCAAAUUUUGACGAAAAUCGUAAAUAUUACGGCCUUUUAAAUGAUUCAUCGUCGCAUAUAAAAAUAAAUUAAAUUCCCCUGUAUAUCUUACCUUUUCAACAUCUCACCUAUAACAGUAGUCCACCCAUCGUGCUAAAUAUAUCCAUCUUUUUUUUUACUUAUUUAUUAUUUUAGGAAUUUUUAAUAAAGGAGUAAAAUCACAGGGAAGAAGAAUAAUAACAACACUCACUACGAUUUUAAUAAAACUGAUUUUGCAUUUUUUUUUUUUUUUUUUCUAAAAUUUAAUUAGAUAAUCGUAGAGAUUGAUAUUUACUAAUAAUAAUAAUAUUUAUGAUGAGUUUUAUUAAUAUUUUUAAGUGAUUAUAUAGUGAUUUUAAUUGAAAAAUCAAAUUUCCUAGAAUGUAUACGAGUACUUUUAAUUAAUUAAUUAUUAAUUUAAUUUCGAUAGGUAGCGGUACGGACAAUAAAUAUUAAAUUGAUCGUCAUUGAUUUCCCGCCGCUGAUAUGAAAUUCAUAGUUUGGCAUUGGCAGUGUAGGGUUUAUAGUUAUAUACGAUAAAAAUUAUUAAAGAUAGAAUGUAUAGUAACCGUAAAGUUAAACCCACUGAGAUGUUGUUCUAGGUAGUCUUGGUAUACUAUUAUGCAGCGUUGGAAAUUUAAAAAAAAAAAAAAAGAGCUUAUAUUGGAAACGAUUACAGCCAUUGUUUUAGGUGGAUAGUUGGGAAGAUCGAAUAUAUAAUGUUAUUUAAUUUACAUUUGUAACCAACGAUAAGCCAUUGCUAACGAAAAGUGAUUCGGAGAGAAGUUAGGUUAUACAUGUUCUGAAAGACCAAAAUAUUUACGAUUUUCGCCAAUAUUUGAUUUUAAAACUCUUAUAAAAAAAUAUUACACUCAUUUUUUUUUUCUACCACUAAGUGCAACAUAUAAUGAACCUCUUGUAAAAUUUUCUAUAUUACAAUAUAUAAUAAGCAAUUUUAUCCACAGAGUACCUACCAAAUAAAAAUUACAUAAAAAACUCAUGAAAUUAAAGAGCCUAUAAAUAGCUCAAAAGUAAUUACAAUGUUUUGAAUAUUUCACCGUGUCUAUAAAAGGCAUAUAUAUUAAGUUUUUCCAAUUUUAAAGUCUCUAAAAACAUUUUUAACUAAAGUACAACAAAAAAUAUAAUUGAAGAUAAUAAAAGCAUUAUUUUCGUGAAUUUACUCGUUCUUUUUAAACAUUUUUCGAUUUGCUCAAUAAAAAAAAAAGAAAAAAAAAAGUAUAUAAAGAAAAUCAAUGACUUUCUUGGUCACAAACUAAAAUAAAAACUCAAUAAAAAAGAUCUCUCAUUGUUUAUUUUUAUUAAAACAAUAUGUUUAGUAGAAAACGAAAGGAGUAAAAAUGUAAAAUAUUAAAAACGUAACAUUGUAAAUUUGUCAAUUAUCAUUUUAGGUUCUUUCCCGGUUUUUGUUACUUAUUAAUAAUACUACAAAGAAAGUAAAAAAAUGAAUUACUUGCUCACGAACUAGAUUUAAAGUGCAACGAAAAAGGUUUUCUUGGAUUUUUUCAGCUAAGAGCAAUAUUUAUGGUAGAAAACAAUUUGGGUUUUUCUCAUAUCUUUCGAAAACCCUUGAAAAACCGAAAAAUGAUCUCUCUAAUGCACCAACUAGACAAAAUUUCUUUUCACUAAACUCCAUACAUCGGAGCAAGAUUUUUGUGGAAAAGUUGUUUACAGAGAGAAAAAAAAGUGAAACGUUAAAAUAAUAUGAUUUAAUAUUAAACGCUAUUUUAGAUUGUAUCUAUACUGCAGUAUACAUAUAUGAAAUUAAUGGGUUCUAUAAUGGCAUGGCUGAAAAAUGAAAUUAAGAUAAGUCGUGGAAAAAAUAAAAAAUAAAUUACUGGUAAAUAACAUAAUCUACGAGGGCGAACUCUUGUGUAUUAUAUUUUUUAUAUAAGUACCUAUGUGCAAUAAUAAUUCAUCCUGCACUAAUUUAAUAUAGGUAUAGGUAACGCUAGAUGAUCGAUGCACGAUCGACGAGCUAGCGUGCACAGCACAAUAUUAUAAUAAUAUAAAACGAAAAAGUAAAUAUCAAAUCUCGCAUAGGUAUAUUAUAAUAUACUUUUGUUAAAAAAUAAAACACCAGACGAAUAAACUAUAUAUUUCUCAUUUUUUUAAUUUGCCCCAUCAUAGCUGGAUUCUAUAUAACAAUUAUCAGAGAACAUUUAUCGAGCCAAAUAGCAAAUGUAUAGUAUAUUUAUAAUAUAAUUUUUAGUAUAUUACCCAUACGAAUAUAAUAUAGAACCGCAGUUAAUUGCAUUAAAUAUAUAAUUUAAAAACAGCUUUAGUGUAAAACACGAUUUUCUCGGUCACGAAUAAGUAGGUAGCACUAUUUUGUGAUGAAUUAUGCAUUUGUAGUUAUUGGUGUAGAAUUUAUAUAAUUUUUGUUUAAUUUGUUAUUCUUUGUUAAAAAAUAUCAUAAAUAGGAAAUGUUAUCAGAGGUGUAAGUAUAGAUUAUUUGUGUUUAUUUUAUUAUUUUAUCUGACUAUCAACUAUUCUGACUGAACUAGGAGUUCAAAAAAUAAUCGAACUCUUAUAUUAAUUUCGAAAUGGAGGGAGGGAAGUUAAACCACCAAACUUCCCAUUACCUAUAUCCCUAUAUCAUUAUUAUGUAUUGUGAUUAUAACGAGUAUUUCACUGUAAUAUACCUGGCUGUAAAAAAUUAGUAUCAAUAGUAAUUUAUAAAUUUAAAUUAAAAACGCAACGCCUUACACUCAGGAUAUUUAUAAUAGAUACUUUAAUUUUAUAUUAAAAAUGAAUUUAUUAAAGAAAUUUAAUUUAAAUGGUGGUAAAUAGUUAUCAAAAGUAUAAAAGAAGGUCUUUAUGUUUGAGUUACUUACAUUAUGUUAUAAAGGCAUUCCAUCAUAAUGAUUCAUAAAAAAAUAUAACAUAGCUAUAUCUUUACUCGUAUUACCUACCUAUCUCAAUAUUAUUAAUGGUUAUUCGGAAAGUAUGAAAUACGCGUUAAAUUGUAUUUAUCUUACACUCUGCAUUAGUUUUGUUUAUUGUUUUUUAACAAAAUAAUAAUCUAAAAAGUGUUUCGUUGGACGGCAUAAUUGAGAUAAAAUAAUUUUUGUUAUAAAUGGUCUUGUUCCAUAUUUGUAACGGUCGAUUAAUCAAUGUCUUCAAAUCUAAGAGCUACUUGGAAUGAAAAAAAAUAAAUACAUGUAACGAGACCAUCAUUGUUAUACACUCGUGCAUUACACAUUCAUUUCUAGAUGUUCCUUACUAAUUUGUCUGUCAUUUAAGGCUCGACUGAAUGGAAUCAAAAGACUGCAAUUAUUAUUUCCAUAGUCAUUGGAAAGAAAUUGUUGUAGUUAAAAUUAUAGUCGUAAAUGGAAAUGCGGUAAUCGAAAAUUAAAUUUAAAAAUAAAAUAUAUAUAUAUAUUAUAUAUGUAUACGAAUUACCUAUCUACACAUAAGUGUACCUUUGAUUCUGAUCGAAUAACUGAGAAAUUAUUUAUUUUACCAUGUAUGCUUUUAUUUGUUGGGUCUGUGAAUAAUUCAACAAGGGUGGUUUCUUGUUACGAAUUCUGUCAUGCAAGGAAGUACUCGUCACUUGAGGGCCAUUGCGCAGUUCUUCCAUGUGAAUAGAAAACUAGAGUCGACCUAUUGCGGGCCAUUCUACUACAUAUUUAUCGUACAUCGCGAUGUCUAUAAUAGAUAAUGUAGAAAACCUGUACAAAUUUAUUUCAUUUAUUACUUAAGUACUAACAUAAGCAUUUAAUGUAAGAAUUUUACUAACGAUUUAACAAUCGUUAAUUUAUACGCAUUUGUAAUCGCAAAUUCCAAAUUUAUAUACCUUUCAGAAUUCUCCCUCUCAGUUACACUAGUACUCCACAUUUUACACGAUGAACAUAUUGACUUAUCAACUCAAUUUAUUCGUGAUUCGGUGUUAAGUUAUUUUACGGGCUGACCAUCUGGCAGCCACGGAAAAUCAACCUAACCAUUUAUAGAAUAUGUGAAAAAAAGAUUUAAAUAUCUAUAAACAAAUAAUCCAAUUUUAAGCCUUUUUUAAUUAUAGUAAUCGGAAAUAAAUUGCUGUAGUUAAAAUUGAAAUCGUAAAAUGAUAAUGUGAUACUUAAACAAAAAUUAAAUUUAAAAAUAUCAUAAAUAUAAUAUCAUAUUCACAGGUAUAUCUAUUUUUUUUUUUCAAAUUCAAUUUGAAUUUAUAAUAUUAUUUUGUUAAUGUUUCAGGCUUGUGCUCCAAGGUAUGUUUACUACUCUACUGGCGGUAACAGAAAAGAUCCCGUGGGCACGUGUUAUGUUACCAGAAACUUCAAUGAUUAUUCUGAAUACUCGCCGUGUCGAACGAGUAAGUAAAUUUAAUUUGGUGUGAUAAUAGGUGUAUUAAUAUGGUAAUACUUGCUUAGGGAAGGGUGGAAAUACCUAGUACUCAGUGUUGUGGGAGAAGAGUGUAUUUUUUUAGGUUUUAAUACUCCUACAAACGUUCCAAAUAAAGCCAGGGAGAUAACAGUUUAUAAUAUAUGAAUGGCUUUAGUACCUAUCAAGAAUGUGCAUUUUGAAAGCUAAAACUUUUAACUAUAUCUCUACCGUUUUAUUGAUGAUAUUAUGCAAUUUUUUUUGAAUUAUACUUACUUAUAAUAUAACCUACCUAUAUGUAUCUGCAUGUAGUAUAAUAUAGUAUUGUAUUAUUAUAUUAUUCGUUUUUUUAUUAUUUUGCAAAGAAUAUUUUCAUAAUAUACAAAAUAUAUGAGAUAAAAUAAACUCUACUGACGGAAUUCUGCUGCUGACUGAUAUUUUUUUGGUUUACUGGUUUUACUAGUUUCUCAUGGAUAACACGAACAAAAAAAUAAAACUAUUUCUUGUAUUGUAACAGACAACGCUGUGAUGGAAUCUCACUAGUAAAAAAUAAAACAAUCGCGUUGAAUAUUGUUAAAAAAAUUACGGACAUACUUCGCUCGAUGGGUGGGCCACUGUUGUGGGUGAAAAAUUAGAAAAAUAAGAUAGAGGGGAAUUUAAUUUAUAUUUGUGUGCAACGACAAACUAUUUCUAACGAAAAAGGAUUCAGAACGAAGUUUCUUAUAUACAUGUACGUACAUUUUUCCAUUUUUCAUACGAUUUCCCCAAUUAUUAUUAAAACCGCUUAGAAAAUCAAGAAAUGGCCUUCCUUAAGUACCAUCCAAAUAAAAUCUCUUUUUAGAAAAAGUACUAUAUUUUAAAAUAGGAACAAGAUUUCUGAAAAAAAGUCGUUCACAGAUAUAAAAAAUAAAUAAAUAAAUAAACAUCAUUAUGAAACCAAUAUACUCCUUGUUACGCUCCGAAUCUAAAAUCUGCUAAUUUCGUUAUUUUACACGUUAUCACGGUACAUUACAAAACUAUAAUUGGGUACUUAACUGUUCAUAUAAAAAAAAAAAUCAUUCAUCGUUGUAUAAUUAUUCAGUAAACACAAUAAUAUUAAUUUCCAUUAUAACAAUUUAAUGUAAAUAUUGUGUUUUACAUUUAAAUUUAUGUUUACUCGUAUUUGAAAAAGUAGAGAUAUGGUAAUAUACGGAUAUUAUAAUUAUAACAUUAUACUAGUAACGAAAAAUUAUAACAUUCGAAAAACGAUAACGAUUAGAAGUUAUAUAAGAUUAAUAUUAUGAAUAUUGAUAUGAACACUUUUUAGAAUUUUUUCCUUUUUUUAUCAUUUUUUCAGCAUAUAAAUUCGAAAAAUGACAUCUUUAAUAAGUAUACAUUUGAGGUACCAUUGUUAAUUAUAAAAACGAAAUACCUAUACAGCUUUUUGAUUAUACUUACCUAUUUCUACUGAUUCAACAAAAAUUGAAGAAUUUGAAAAAAAAAAAAUACAACUAUAUAAGCAUAAUUUGUUAUAAUCAAGAGUAUAUAUUUUAAAAACAACCUGUGUAUUUCAUACCUUCCCAAUCAUACUGCCUAUAUUCUAUUUUGAUUAAAUUAUAUUAAAUGUUGAAAUUAAAAAAAAAAAAAAAAUGUAUAAUUAUAUAAUUAACAGAAUAUAUUACGAACGUGUCUGUUACCUGUAUAACUUUUACAUUUGAUUGUAGGUACUGCUUUACUAUAGUAUAUCAUGCCUAUAAACUUACAUUUAAUAAAAUGCUUUUUUUUUUUUAGAUAAAGUUUUAAAAUAGAUUUUUAAAGAAAUAUAGUAGGUAGUUAUAAAUUUAAAAAUAUAUUACUAAUUCAAAAUAAACUGGGUCAACUAACUAAUAAUAUAAACGCGUGUAUAACCGUCGAAUUUACAAUAAUCGUAUUCACAUAUGUUUUCCAGGGAAUUGGGGCCAUCAUAAACAGGGUACUUGCCAAGCUGGACUGGGAGCAUCUGCUUCUAAGGUAUACACAUAUAUUAUAAAACUUAGCUUUUAAGUUAUAUUAUAUUGCUUUAGUCCUUGAAAUGUUAAAAAAUCAUUUUUUUUUUUCAAUUUUUCCUAUUUAGGACGGAAAACGAUUAUUCAUAGGUGCCGUUGGAAGUUGGUAUUGGCAAGGUAUUGGCGAGUUUAUACACUUAGUAUACAUUACAUUAUAACUAUAUUUAUAAUUGUAUAUUAAAAAACAAAUAUCCUAAAAUUAAAAUAAGUUAUUAUAAUCACUAUAUAAUUAUUGUUGUAUGCAUGUGAAUUUGUAAUUUUCCUACGCCAGGUUAGAAAAGAUGUGCCUCCUAUGCAUGUAUACUUUUAAUUUCACAAUUCGGCAUGUAGUUUAUAUGAUGCUUAUUAUAUGUCUAUAUCUUGGGGUUCGCACGAAGUGCCCGGCAAAUGUACUUGUAUACAUCUCUUGUUUAAGGGACAUAUUAUAUUAUAUAUACUAUUAUGCAUUUUAUUUUAUCUCCUAUGAAACCUACUGAAAGUUUAGGGCAUGUUUUAUUCGUUGGGACUUUUUACGUAUUUUUUUUUGGAUGUAAAACACCAUAUGUUUAAUGUUAUUUUACAGGCCAAUUAUACUCAGUCAAUUCGACAGCUCAGUUGCCGUUUACACCGGCAACACAAUAUAUCUUCAACUACAUCGACGAAGGUAAACACGUGUUGAAAAAUGAAAAAGGAACUACAGUAAAAAUUCCCUCCAAAAUUCAUUGAUGGCCUAUUAACCUAUUAAAGUUUAAUCGUAGGGCUUGAAAUAUUUACUUUUUUAUUUGAUAAUAUAUUAAAUUUACAAAUAAUUGAACUUUUAAUUUGAUGACCUCUUCAUACUUUUCGAAAGUUUAAUUCUUUUUUCAAAUAUACCUAUACAUACUUUUCAAAAAUGAUGCACUUUUUUUAAAUCUUUUAUUUAAACUUGAUUAUUGUCUCAACAAUAUUAAAAUUCUAUUUCAGUUUAUUAUUAAUACAAUUACAAUUAAUAUUAACAUUAUUAAGGAGUUUCUUAAAUAGGUAUAUUAUUAAAACGUUUUUUUUUUCUAAAAAUUAUUCGUCAGUGUAGAUAAGAGAACGCUACGCAUGCAUUUAUACUGUUUCUGUCUGAAUAACCUUCAAUAUAAUAUAACUACGUUACUUAGAAUGUAAAUUGUGACAUUUAGAUUGAAAUUAGAGUUUAAACACAAAUAACACAACUGAAACAGGAGAAUAAUUUCAAGGGCUUUUUCUAAAAACAAAUGCCAUAUAAAAAAGUUACAGCUAUUUAAAGAAACAAAAACUAACAUGGCUAUAACUUUUUUGUAAAAUAUAUCCGUACAACCUUUAAAAAUAUUCUUCUCUUUACAUUUUGUUAUUUGUAUUUAAACUCUAAUUUCAAUCUAAACGUCACAAUUUUCGUUCUAAGAGAUGUAAUUUUGCUAUGUUGUCCGUUAGUUAGACUGAAACAGAUGCGUGUACUGUGUAGAGCAUCAUAAGACAAUCGUAGAUUCAUUAGUACUUAAAUUGUAUUACCUUUAUGUAAGGAAUACAAUAAAUAUGAUUACAAUUAAUUUCAAGCCCCGUUUAAUUGGCAUGAUGGUUAGGGUGUGAUGAGUUGCAUUUUUGUGGAAAAUCGUUGGACGCUUUUUUUUUUUAUUAUUUUCUGUGCUUUGGUCUUGGUAUAUUACACUAAACAUUUUACAGCUUGUUGCUUAUAGCAUUGUUCACUAACCGUUUUCUAUAUUAUAUACUUUUAUUUUGAAUUACAAGUUUUGUUAAAAUGUUUAAUAAUAAUUUACAUAAUAUUCCAGAGAAUAGAAUAAUAAAAUAAUUAUUUUAAUCCAAAUAAUUUUAAUUGCAUCAUCACUUAAAACCACGCACCUAUAAAAUACGGUACAGGGUGUUUCAAAAAAAAAAAAAAAAAACUAUUUGUGAACUUGCUAUAGUUUUAUUUUAUGAACCAGAAAGAUGUGUUUAGAAGAAAGAUAGCAAUAAUAAUAAUAAUAAAAAAGACAUUAAUGCCAGGGAAAGAGUUUAAACUCAAAACGAAGUUCUAUAAAUGGUCUAUAGUCAGACAGGUGUACUCCUGAUGACAGAUGCUCAUUAGAAACACGAGCAACAUGUCAACAUCUAAUAGACUCACGAAAAAUCCUGUACUAAAAAUAUUAACAUAUUAUACAUGUAUAUAAAAAUUGAAGAAAAAACUGUACUAAAAUUAUCCUAGGAUAACAUUAUAAAGAAAAAUAAAGAUGGAUUAAACAUUGUUUUUAAGAAUAAAAUUUAGCUUUUUUUUGUAACUCACUAAACUUGGAUAAAGGAAUAUCAUUAAAUACAGAAAGAGUGAAAAAACUAUUUUUAUAAUAUUGUAUUAAUUUUAUCAGGUCAAGUAUACUCACAAAACUUAUAUAGUCGGCCGGAAGUGUUUUCGACCAACGAGGGACCGCAAACAGACGAUGAUUCGUAUCUCGGUUAUUCGGUUGCUGUUGGUGCAUUUGGAUUUGGUUCAGAAUCCGGUGUAGCGGUCGGCAUGCCCAGAGGCGCAGAACUUUUUGGAAAAGUAUAGAAUAACUGAAAACUGUAAUUUAUAUUGUUUUAUUCAGUAUUAAAUGAUUUUUUCUUUUGUAAUGUAAUCCACGCAGAUCGUAUUGUACUCUACCAAUUUGACAAAUCUAUAUAACAUUACCGGAGAACAAAUCGGCGGAUAUUUCGGUUAUUCGAUUUGCGUUUCAGACGUAGACGGAGAUGGUGGUGACGAUAUCAUAGUUGGCGCACCAAUGUACAACGAUUAUUCCAAACACGAUGAGUCUUACGAGACAGGGAAAGUGUAUGUGUACUUGAAAAAAGACGUAAGAAACGACUAAUUUUGAACAUCGUUUUAUGUAUUUAAGUUGAUGCUGUUUUGCUGAGUUAUAUUAUAAAUGUAUGUACUCAGUGGCACGCCAAAGAAUUUUCAAUAGGAGAGGAUUUAACAAAUAAGAAUCGUGAAUAAAUCAUAAAAUCGUAUUCUCUAUAGCGUUAUACCCAACUAGAUUAAAAAAACAAAUUUCUAAUCAAUACACCAAGCUUUUCCUCGUAAUUUAGCUGAAAUAUAUUAUGUAUUUCAAUAUGAGAUUACUAAUAUUUGUUUGUAUUUUUAAACCAUUGAAUGGAAAGAUAUAAUCCCUAACCCCCCUCUCCAGAGCACGCCACUGUAUGUACCUCAUAUGCUUGUUAUGAUGAAAUUACAAUUCCAUUUAAAAAGUGCUCAAUAAAAUAAAAUAAUAAAACAAACAAUUAUCUAAAAAUUAAUUGUUAACAUUAAAUAUAAUAUGCCUCAUUAUUUCAAUGCAUAGUAAUAAUUAAUAUAACAGAACGUAUAAUAUGUGUUUAGGAUUAUCAAUUUUACAAAAAAAAUACAAUAAUGGGAUUUAAUUCGAAAUCUCGUUUUGGAUUGGCUCUGACUAGUUUAGGUGAUAUAAAUUUAGACGGAUAUGGAGGUAUGUUGGUUCAUUUAAAUAUUAGUACUUUUCUUUUUACUAAAGAACUAUUUUAUGAUUCGUUUUAAUCUUCAGAUUUUGCCGUUGGAGCUCCGUACGACGGUCCUGGUGAAUUGGGUGCAGUAUACAUAUACCUCGGGACAAGAAAGGGUGUUCGGGAAAAGUACUCUCAAGUGAUUAAAUCUGAAGACGUGUCCAUAGGACAGCGUGUAUCGACAUUUGGUUUUUCGUUAUCCGGUGGAACAGAUUUAGAUAACAAUCAGUACCCAGACCUGAUCAUCGGUGCUUACGAGUCGGAUACAGCUUACUUCAUGAGAUCUAGACCAGUAGCUCAAAUGAGUACAUCUGUAUCUUUCUUGUCUGACAAUAAAAAAAUAUCAUUAGAAAAUAGAAAAUGUACAACCAAAGAUGGCACUCAGGUUCCCUGUUUGUUUUUGAAAAUUUGUUUACAGUACACAGGGAUUGGAGUUGACGAUCAACUGGGUAAGUACCGAAACAAAAGAUAUUUACAUCAUAAUUUGAAAAAUUAUAAACUGCAAUUAUUAUUUUAUAGAUAUUGAGAUGCGUUUAGUGUUGGAUGCUAAAAAACUAAAAUUUCCGAGAAUGUUCUUUUUGAUGGAAGAAAACCAAAAUGUACUGAACCAUAGUUAUAUAACAUUGGACAAAAAUAUUCCGUGGUGUAAACAAUUGAAUGUUUACUUAAAGGUAAAGAAUUUAAAGAUAUAAAAUAAAUGUCGCGAUUUUCAUCAAAAUUUAAAUUUAAAAAAAAGACGAAUAUACUUCACACGAUGGGUAGGCCACUGUUAUAGAUGAUAAGUUGGUUAGAUUGAAUAUAGAUGGAAAUUUAAUGUAUAUCUGAAUGCAAUGAUUAAUCAUUGUUAACGAAAAACGAUUCUGAGCGAAGUUCGGUUAUAUUCAUGUUUUAAGAGGACGUAAUAUUUACAUUUUUCAUUAAAAUUAUAUAUUUAUAUAUUAAUUUAUCUUUAAUUUUUAGAACUAUACUUUUAUAAAUGCAUUAUAAAAAUAAAUUAUUAACAAUUUUUAAAUUUUAACUAUUUUCAUAGAACUGUUAUAUUCAUAAAAAAAAGCCCAAGAGUAGGGGUGUGUACACCCAACCCCUCCCAUGUGUACGGUUCUGCGAUACUAAGUAUAACAUUUGACGUAUUGUUCACAGAUACAAAAAAUAAAUAUCAUUGUAUAACCAAUACAUUCCUUACAUUCCUAACUCCCAUUCCCAAUUCCUUAAUAAUAAUUGGAACGGGUGCAGCCACUAUUAUAGAUAAUUUAAUGUAUACCUAAUGUAUACAACGAUAAACCAUUGCUUACGAAAAAACGAUUCUGAGCUGAGUUCAGUUGAUAGUGCUGCUUUGUCAACAAUAUACAUGUAUAUGUUAUUUUAUAGUAAAAUAAUUAAAUUGAGUUUAUAUAUUUUCUUUAAUAAUAGUUGUUUAAUGUUGACCAAUUUUCUCAAUUUUCCUACGUUUAUCCCAGUUUUUCACAUUUAAUGGAAAAACACUAAGAAAAUUAGAAAAAUAACCUCUCUAAAGUACUUCCUAUGUGAAAUUUCCUGUUAGAAACAUUGUUAUCAUUAUAAUUUGGACCAAAGUUGCUGGUAAAAAAAUUAUGCAUAGAAAAUAAAUAUCGUAAUAUUUUAAUAAUAUAUUUCAUACAUUUUCUCGUUUUUCCUCCGUUUUUUUUGGUUUUUAAAAUUUGAUGAUAAAGUCGAAAAUCAUUAAAAUACCUCCACACACCGACUUUCUUUCAGAAAAGGUGAUACACUUAAAAAUCUGAGCAAGUCUUCUAGUACAAAAGUUUCGCACAGAUAAAAAAUAAAAAAAUAAACAUCUUUGUAAAACCAUAAGCUUCUUCUCAGAAUCUAAAAUAAUAGAAAAUAUUAAUAAAAAAAAUAUUUUCUAUCGUAUAUAUCAAGAUAACAAGGAAAUUGAAUAAAAGUAUACUUAGUACAUGAUAUCAUACUUACAUUUAUGCGUGGGGGGCAGGGACUCUUUACGCAAAAUAUGAAAUAAAUAAAAUAAGUAGGGACCAUGAUCACGCAUGGAACCGUUACCAUAAAUUAAUAUGAAACGUAAAAAGCGCUCCAUGCUCAAAUGUACAUGUUAUGAUUUAAUAUAAGUAUGAUUAUUCAAUUUUGAUGUUGUUAUAAUAUUAUAUAUGCGAAAAAAUAUUUGUAAAAUAUUUUCCAUUAUAAUUUUACUUUUUGUUUAUUUUAAAGUAUGAUUUUUUAAUAAAAAAUUUUGUAAAUAUCCAACAUCAGUAUUUAAUUUAACAUACAACAUACUACUAAGGAGAUCUGUGAUUUGAAAAUUAUUUACGGGAAAUUAUUUAUUUUUUCUAAAAAAAAUAACCCAUACAACUUUUCUCAUUUCACAAUCUAUUCUAGUACGAUAAUAAUUUGUAAUGAGUACAUUUUUACAGUCUCUUUGGAAUUUAUGUAAUUUGAUACUUUUAAUUAUAGUGUACAGUGUGCUUAUAUGUAAUUCAAAUAUGUCGAUAAAAGGAAAUGUUUAAAUCUUACGAUAAAAAUAAAAUUUGUUUAGUAAAAAAAAAAUUUGAUAAACGAAUUGCAUAUUGAAUAAUUAAAAUAAUUUUCUAACUAUAAUUACUUUUUCAUUGUGUUCAUUAUUCAAACGAGUUACAGUUAAAUCAACAUUGUUUUGUACAACAACGUGAGCCAUUAUAAAUUACAAUGAACUUAGCAUAUUAGAUAAAAUAAAUAAGAUUAACAUUAAAAUUUUUAAUAGCCCAUGGACUAAUUAGGAUAUAAUAUAAAAAAUCAUCAAAGUACACUGUACAAUAUAUCAAAAUUAAAUAUUUAAAUUACCAUCUUUUCAAUAUAAUAAUUGCUACAUUAAUUAUAUUUUGUUUAAAAUAUAUCUAAAUUGACUAAAUUACUAACAUUUUGUUAUGGUUUUAGAAUAAUAUUAAAGAUAAAUUAACACCGUUGGAAGCUGAAUUAUGGUACACAAUCAGAGAAGAAAACAGACUAUUUACAACAACUCUUACUCCUAUUUUAGAUCUGGAAAAUGAGCUCUUUGCUGUCUCAAAAGAUUCGAUAAGUAUACAAAAGAACUGUGGAAUAGAUAAUAUUUGUAUACCAGAUCUUCAAAUAUUUACACCGUAAAAGCAUACCACAAAAUGAUUUUGAAUUCAUUUUUUGAUAUAGUUUUUUUUAAUUAGGACUUCCAAAACCUAUUUACUUGGAUCUAAUGAAAAACUAAAAAUUGAUGUCAAAGUUCAAAAUCUAGGGGAAGAUUCUUUCGAAACUACUUUUGACAUGACUGUACCUCUGGGUGUUAACUAUGUAAAAAUAGAAAAAUUAGAUGAUAGUGAAAAAGACAUACCUGUACAAUGUUCAGCUCCAUCAUCAAUGACAAACAAUACUUUACACUGUGACAUUGGAAAUCCUUUGCCUGGAAAUAAAUCUGUAUGUUCUAUAGUUUCAUACAGCACUUUAGUUAUAUUUAAACUAUUUAUAAUUAUUUUAUGUUCAGGUUCAAUUUAGAGUGGUUUUUGAACCAUAUACAACUACUGAAACAAAAGACAGAUAUGAAUUCUUUAUGAUAGUAAAUAGUACAAAUCCAGAAACUUUAAGUUCUACAUCCAAUAACAUACAUACCUUAAAAAUACCACUUUGGGUUGAAACCGAUCUUAUCAUAGAAGGUUCAUCAAAACCCGUAGACGUACAUUAUAACAUAACAAUGGAAGAGAGUCUUAAUAUAACUGAUGAGAAACAAAUUGGACCACAAGUCAUUCACAUAUAUGGAAUCAGAAAUAAAGGACCUUCAGAUAUAUUAGAAACAGAAGCUUACAUCGACUGGCCCUUAUUUACAUUAGCAGGUACAAAUAUAAUACAUUUUUAAAAUAAUUUCCAAAAAUAAAUUUUUUAUAAUGUUAUAUUAUUACACACAAAUUACUAUUUUAUUUUAAAUUUGAUUUAACAAGAUAUUAAUUAAAUUAUUUAUUUUAAUUUAAAUGUUUUUAUUUCAGGUGAGCCAUUGUUAUACUUACUUGAAAUGCCUGAAACAAACGGACAAGUAAAAUGUGAAGCUUUAGAAGAAAUCAAUCCAUUGAAAUUAAAUGUAAUUAUUGAUUUUAAACGUAAAAUUAAUUAUUGUUUUCAACAUUUAUUCAUUAUAUAUGUAUGAUUACAGAUUGACCGUAAGAAAAAAACAUAUUUUGAAUCGAGUGGCUUAUUUUCUAGUGGUUCCGGUUUAUCCGGCAAUGCUAAAGGUGAUGGUAGCAGUUUAAGUUCUAGUGAAAUCAUAACGGGAACUAAGACAUUUACCGAAUUAACAGAAGAAGAAAAAAGACGUUUUCUAGACAUUCAAAAGAAACACGAAGAAGAUUCAAAAUUAAAUUGGGGCCAUGGUUUGCAUGAACAAAAUAUUAGGUAUACAAAUUCAAAAACGGAAACAACUGGUUUCAUAGAGGAAGGCGGAAAAUCCACUGAAAAUAAUGAAGCUUCUGGCACUUCGAUUGUCAACGUUAAUCAAGGGCCAACGUUCAUUGUUGGUUCUUCAGAAAACGUAGGUCUAAUUAAAAAUGAAUAUGGAACCAGGGGAUCUAGUUCGCUGGAUUCUUCUGUUUACAUGGGAUCGUCUUCUCAUAGUAGUGAAAAAUCAGGUAGUACAUCAAAUGCAGGCGGUCAUAGAGUGCAAGGUGGAUCAGGUUCUUCUACUGCAGUACAUAAAGAGGAUAUUCAAGGCAGUAUAGAGUACAGUUCAUCUAGAGGAGUUUAUGGAGCGGCGCAUUUUGAUGAAACAGAAUCCGAUAAGUCGCACUUUGGGUCUGCAAGACCUAGUAUUCAAGAAUCGUCUAGAGGAACUGUUGUGGGUACUUCGCACCACUUUGGAACCGAAUCUAGUACACAAAGAGAAUCGUCCGGAGGCACUUUUGCCUCUACUAAACACAAUGAAGCCGGAUCCCGUUCUCGAAAUGAGGAAUCGUCUGGAAAUGUUGCGGGUACAUCGUAUUUCGGUGCGGGAUAUGCAGAUUCCAGCCAAGGGUCAUCAACCCACAGAGAAUCGUCGGUAAAUAUUGAAAACAAAUCGCGUUUCGGAACGAAUUGGGAAGCCCAAGGAAGUGGAUCGUCCGUCACUGGAGAAUCAUCAGCAGGAAACAUUGCAGAAAGUAUAUCGAAUUCCGGUUCAGCUGGUUAUGAUUCCCACGGAUGGUCAUCUAAUCAUCACAUACGAAAUGGAAAUACUACGCAUGUCGAGAACGGCUUGUUAGAUUACCAUGAUGCAAUAAGUAAAAUUAAUACUGGCACCGUUACGAAAGUUCUGAGCAGCAUACCGGGCGACGACAGUGACCUAUCAAUGAACCUCCAGAAUACAGUAACCGAACGCACGGGUCAAGGGUUCAAACAAGUGAAAGUCGACGAGUCGGAAACCGUGUACAAAUGGAAGACCGUGGAUGGCAAAUUAUACAAGGUGAAAAACGUAGAUGACUGGAAGUCACUUAUCUCUCAGGAUAUAUCAACAGAAGUGUAUGAGGCCCAGGACUAUAGUCCGCAAGACUUGAGGAAGCCCAUAUCAUCUGAAGACAUUGAUGGCAAGUUCAAGUUGUACAAGAGGUUCAAAAGGGACAUAGAGACCAAACAGUGCAGGCCCACCCAUUGUGCAACGAUCAAAUGCAAAAUUGGUCCGCUAUCCAAGGACCAAGAAGUUUGGUUGUCAUUCAGAUCGAGAGCAUGGGUCAACACACUAAAAAAGGUAUUUAGACGGUACCUAAAAACGAUGCAUUUAAUAAAUUUAAAAAUUAAUUAACCUUUUAAGGGGGCAAUGAAUCGGCCGGUGACACUGAGCUCAAUGUUAUCCGCCAAAGUCACCAAACUACCAUAUAUUGGUAAGCCCGACAGCAAACUGGCUCAGGUCAAAAGUCACGAAGUGUUUACACAUAUCGUUCCCAGGGACCUCGGAGUGAAACCAGACAUCAUCCACCCAUGGUUUGUUGUAUUAGCUGCUGUUGCAGGGACUGUUAUUUUAUUGUUUCUGGUCUUCCUGCUCUAUAAGGUAAUAAAUAUUUAAAUUGAAUCAGGACUUUUAAAUACAAGCAAUAAUUGUAACACCUUAUUAAAUACUUAUAUUUAAAUAGUAACUGCUUACAGUAUAGUUUAUCUAAUUUUCAUUAAUAUCAAUUAUCAGUAGUACCACUUUUUUCUUUUAAAAUAAUAUAAUUAUUUCAGAGUGUAGUAAAUACACAAACUACACUAGUAUAGAAGUCUGUGAGUAAAUAAUAUCUUUUAAUUUUUAUAUUAUCUAAACAGCAUACAAAUAGAAUUUAUUAAUAUUUAUACCAAAAAAAAAUAAUUCCAAUACAUAAUAAAUUAUUAUUAUUCUUGUUUAUAGUGUGGGUUUUUCAAACGUAACCGACCGUCCAAUGCACCAGAAACACAACCACUGACACACAGAAAUGGUCAAGCCGAACUUUAUCAAACAGGAGAUGAAGCUUUGUAGACUAUUGAAACUGUUAACAUUUUUCUGCCAAAAUAAAAAAUAAUAAAUAAAUAUUGAUUGAAAAUAAAUAGCCAUAUUAAACCACUUAACUUAUAUAAUUUGUUAUUAUUUAAUUUGUAAAUAUUUUGAAAUAACUAUUUUAGGAAUGUUUUUUUUUCUUUUUGUAAAUAGUAUGUAUACAUUUGUUUUCUUAUAUUAAAAAAUAAUGUAAAUUCUAGUUUUAUUGUAAAUUGAAUUAUUAAUUAAUUAACUGUACUUAAAGCCUCUAAAGUAAUUAUUUUUAUACAUAAAAUAAAUUAAUUGUAUUGUUUUAAAAUUAUAACGCUCUAGUCUAAAGUUUAAAUUGUAAAUUAAAUUACAGUUUUAUACUAUACAAAAUUAACAUUUAGUUGAAAAAUUAGUUUUUAAUUUGGAUUUAAUUUUAAUAAGACAUUAAUAAAUUACGCUUGUGAAAUUUUAAAAAAUAUAUAUAAUUUUACUUAUUUUAAUAACGACUGAUAAUAUUUGUUUAUGUAUUAUUACUAUUUAAUAAAAUGAAAAAUGAAUUGUACAUUAUAAAAAUAAUAAAUGAUUUGUUUAUGUUUUAUUAAUUUUAUAUUUCCUUUAAAGGUAUGUGGUAAAAGUAUUCAAGUAUUUUCCAAUAAAAACUAUUUGAUAUUUGACAUUAUUAUUAUUUUACUUGAACAUCAGACGAUGAUAGGCAACAAACUAGUAGUGAUGUGAUAACAAAUCAGAGAACUUACCCAUUGUUAUUAUCAUUGAUUUUAAAAAUCGAUUGAUAAUAUCUAGAACCAAAUAUCUAUUCUAGUUAGAAUUGAAUUUUCAAAAUGUAAGGUAUAUAAAUAUGAUUUUUCAUAAAUAAUUUUAAGAUAUGAUAAUAGAAAUAUAUUUCAAUGAAAAUAAUGUUAAUAUCUAAUUUAGUAACUCAAUGGUCGUAGGUAUUACAAAAACUAACUAACAAAUUGCCAUUUUUACAUAAAAUAGCAUCACAAUUUAUAAUAUCUUCUGGACAAACAUUUUGAAAUGUAUUUAAGAAGUAAAUUCUUUGUCGCGCAUAUGGAUACCAUUCUGAAAUGUAAGUCUUUUUAUUUGAGGCCCCAAACGAGAUAUGAUUUUCUGUAUCCAAAGACCAAUCAGUCCAACAAACAAGACCAUGGCAUGUACCUUUGCUGAAAACAGAGAAAAAGCAUACUUAUUUAUAAAAAAAAUAUAUUAUUUAAAACAGUAAAAACAAAGAU
Molecule: messenger RNA, 83238 nt
Organism: Cinara cedri
Lineage: Eukaryota; Metazoa; Arthropoda; Insecta; Hemiptera; Aphididae
Source: the annotation of a GenBank genome assembly